Podarcis lilfordi (Lilford's wall lizard) is the source of this 74431-nucleotide messenger RNA. Lineage: Eukaryota; Metazoa; Chordata; Lepidosauria; Squamata; Lacertidae. The record is from the annotation of a GenBank genome assembly.
AUGCCGGGAAGCGGCGGCGGCGUGCGCUCUCCCGACCGGAGCUUCCUCGGGGCGGUGCCGUCCCGGGGCCCGCCUCCCCGGGUUGAGGCCGAGGGGCCGCCGCCGCCGCCGGACCGAGGGAGCGCCAGGACAGCGCGAUCGCCCGUCCGCCUGCGCCUUCCCGCCGCCCUCCUCCCCGCGAUGCCCGUCGGGGCCUCCCCGUCGGCCAAGACCCGCUACAGCCUGGUGGACGACCGGCACGACCUGCGCGUCCCGCUGCACAACGACGACGCCUUCCAGCACGGCAUCGCCUUCGAGGCCAAGGUAGGCGCCCGGCGAGAGGUCGAGAGGGCUCCUGAGCGCGUACAGAAAGCCUCUCCUUUCCGAGGCGCGCGCUCGGGAAGCGCUUCUCCCAGCGGUGCUUUGUGGGGACGGCAAUUGGCCUCAUCUGUUCCUUGGGAUGAGGUUGUGCGCUCUGCACGUGCUCCAGAGCACCCUUGCUCCGCAUCUGGAUGCCAGCCUCGACGGGGGAGAAGGGAGUGUAGGGGCCAGCCCGGUUCGAGUCGAAGGAAAGAGCGCUUUGGAGGGGGGGUGUCCUGUUGUCUCGCAAGGCUCGCCCGUGCCAAGGCGAGGAGGUGGUUCCGAGUCUGCUUGUGCCCCGCGCAAAGGGCACGAGGUCUGCCCAGGGAGUGGGCACCGAGCAAGCUGGCUUUCCUGGGUGCCCCUUCCUGGUGCCCUUUGCUGGGAUCUCCAAUAAUAACCUCAAAUAUACCAAUUUAUAAUACAGUUAUUAAUAGCAAUAGCCUGCUGGGAUCUCCAAGUCCCGGAGUGGCACGGGAGCAGGUGCCCUUUGUCUCUUGUUUGCCAAGCAGGCAGGUGUGCCCUCUUCUUCCCCUCCCUGCCAGGAGAGAAACAGGGCAGCGCUUACCCACCUGCCCUCUCCGCUCUUGGCUUGCUCUGAAUCAGGAGGGGAGACCCUGGGCAAAGGCGGCUGGGCAUCUCAGGUUGCUGGUGCCAGCUUUGUGCUGGGGUCCCUGCCAUGGCACCUGCAGGCACUGCCCCCUUCAUCUUGGGGGGUGGCUUUUGCUUCUCCCCUCCCCUUUUAAAAGUGAAUAGAGUUGAAGGACGAAGUUGAAACUCGCUUUGCUUUCCAGUCCUUGGUCAGUCAGAGCGAUGGAGAGAAAGGGUGGGUGGGUGGGUGUGAUUUGGGGGGGAGAAAGAUGGUGCGGGGGGGGAAUGUGGGAUGCCACCGGAGCCGAGGGAGAAAGGGGUGACAUCUUCUUCUUCUUCUUUGUCGAUCACUCGUAGCCAAGUAAGAUUGUUUUCCAUAAACACGGUUUUAACAAUGAGUCCAAAAGGGACUGUGGAGGCCAAUUCUGGAUCCACACGUCCUUCCACAGUGGGGACAUUGGUUUCCGGGCGGGAGUUGAUCACGGUGUGGAUUUGCCAAGUGUGCCUUCCUCUUAGCACGUUUCUCCCUUGCGACCUGAGUUCAAGUGUCUUCAAAGCCCAUGACACCUUUGGUAAAGGCUGUUCUCCAAUUGGAGCGCUCACAGGCCAGUGCUUCCCAGUUGUCAGUGUUUAUACUACAUUUUUUUAGAUUUGCCUUGAGAGAGUCUUUAAACCUCUUUUGUUGACCACCAGCAUUACGCUUUCCAUUUUUAAGUUCGGAAUAGAGUAGUUGCUUUGGAAGACGAUUGGGUGACAUAGUGCUGUUGAAAUUGCAUUUUUAAAAUGUGUCGUCUGUCCCCCCCAGCAACCCCUGUCCUGCUUCAUCCUUCACCUCAGCCAGAAAGCUUUCUCUCUGCCACAUACUUUGGCACAGCCUCCUAAUGUACCCUGACUGCGUUACGUUGAUCACCCAUUGCUCAAAACAAUGACAACAACCUAAAUGACAACAAAAACGAUGACAACAACCUAUUGCUCAUUCCGCCUCUAAAGCACGCUGCACUGGCCUUAUUAUUAUCAUUAUUUAUUGAAUUUAUAUACCGCCCUAUACCUGGGAGUCUCAGGGCGGUUCGCAGAAUAAAAUCAAGAUAUAAAACCACAAAAUACAUAAUAAAAACAACCAUCCAAUACCCCCUCCAAAAAAAAACAUUUUAAAAGGGCAUAGGAUGUCAAUCGGGUCAACCAAAGGCCUGUUUAAAAAGGAAUGUGUUUGGCUGGUGCCUAAAGGUGUCUAAUGAAGGUGUCAGGCGAACCUCCCUGGGGAGAGCAUUCCACAGAUGGGGAGCCACUGCAGAAAAGGCCCCGUUCUCGUGUUGCUACCCUCCGAACCUCUCGAGGAGGAGGCACACGAAGGAGGGCCUCAGAAGAUGAUAUCAGGGUCUGGGUAGCUUCAUAUGGAAAGAGGCAGUCCUUGAGGUAUUGUGGUCCUGAACUGUUUAAGGUUUUAUAGGUCAAAACCAGCACUUUGAAUUGGGCCCGGAAAUGAAUUGGUAUCCAGUGCAGUCGGACCAGGAUUGGUGUAAUAUGUUCAAACCGUCUUGCUCUGGUGAGCAACCUGGCUGCUGAAUUCUGCCUUAUCACAAGGCAAGCAAGGGCAGGAAGCAACGGAAGACAGAAGCAGGCAUUGCAUCUUAGCAGUGCCAGGGAGGGGAGUGUGGGAAUAGGUUGGACUCAUGGAUAGAGCAGCGGACCAUCUGGUGUGGGGCUCCGUAGGGAGACAGCUUACCCAUGUGAGUAAGUGUAGGAGCGGAACAAAAUGGGCAAGUAAGAGGAAAUUUGAGCGUCCAGGGAAGGAAUAUUGUGAUCUGCUUUGGAAAGACACUUGGUUUUGCAAAACAGCAUGCAUUAAAUAAAUCAAUAAAUCAAAUUAGGCGACGUAUUGCAGCAAACAACAGGGACGCGGGUGGUGCUGUGGGUUAAACCACAGAGCCCAGGACUUGCCGAUCAGAAGGUUGGCGGUUCGAAUCCCGGUGACGGGGUGAGCUCCCGUUGUUUGGUCCCUGCUCCUGCCAACCUAGCAGUUCGAAAGCACCUCAAAGUGCAAGUAGAUAAAUAGGUACCGCUCCAGCGGGAAGGUACCGUAUUUUUCGCUCUAUAACACGCACCCGACCAUAACACACACGCAGUUUUUAGAGGAGGAAAAUCCGUAGGCAUGCCACCCAUAGGCAUACCCUCCAUAACACGCACAGACAUUUCCCCUUACUUUCUAGGAGGAAAAAAGUGAGUGUUAUGGUGCAAAAAAUACGGUAAAUGGCGUUUCCAUGUGCUGCUCUGGUUCGCCAGAAACGGCUUAGUCAUGCUGGCCGCAUGACCUGGAAGCUGUACGCCAGCUCCUUCGGCCAAUAAAGCGAGAUGAGCGCCGCAACCCCAGAGUCGGUCACUACUGGACCUAAUGGUCAGGGGUCCCUUUACAUUUACCUAUUGUAGCAAACAGACUCUGGGAGUUUUGUAACCUGCACCGACACAGAAUCACUAAAAAGUCCACACCAGCAAUUGGUACCCACAUGUCCGUUCAUGCUUAUGUAUGUUCCAUCCUGUGUGUUAUCCAACUUAGUGCUACAUUUCCAUGUUGGAUAAAAGUAAGUAAUAUUCAUGAACGAUGCCUUAUUAUGCAUUUGGACAGGUAUUCUGUUGCCCUCUAAACAUUAGACUGUUGUUUGUCUCCCAUAAUCAUUUCUCCCCUCUUAAAUUGCAUGCAGUGAUUAUUUUCUUCUUUUUUUAAAAAAAAAGCAUCGGGUUAGGCACAUUUCCACCUGUUCACCAAUCUCCCGUUCAUUCUUUGUGUAGUUGUGAGGCAGGGUUCUGACAUCGCCCAGCCCUGACUAGUUCUGAAUGUUGUCGCUCUUUUAUUAAUUUAUUCAUUUUACAUGUGCAUCAAAGCAAUUAAUAAACAUGUCAUUAAAACAUUAUAGAAUGUCAUUACUGCUCUCUGCUAUCAUCAUGAAUUUGCACGUGUGACCCCGUCACUUCUGGCUAUAUGGGGCCUUGUCUUCAUUUUUUAAUUUUUAUUUUCGUAAGCUGACAACAUGGGUUAUGAUGAACUUUAAAGCACUAGCAGACUUGCAAAUAGUUGCUUUCGUGGUUGCUUAGGACAAAUAAGAAUUGCCUUGGUAACCAGGCAAGAACUUAGCUCUUUCUUGAGCACAGAUGAAUCACACAGAUAUGUUGGGGUGGGCAGACUAGGUUUUUUUUUGUUUGUUUAUGAUGGAUAUUUAGUUAGAGUUAAAUACUGUGGGGUUUUUUAUUAUUUUUGUUUGUUACUAUGUUAUGCAAUUUUGUGUUUUUAUAUUGUAAACUGCCCUGUGAGCCUUGGAUAAGAGGUAAAAUAAAAUAAAUGAAUGAAUCAAUAAAAUAAGAGUUGGGCAGAUUUUCACAUGUUGAUUAUUGUUAAGGAAUUAAAGUCACUGGAACAACAAAAUGGUUUUGACUUUUCCCAACUCUCCAUAAUGUAAUGUUCUCACUUGCAGCAGUAUUUCGUAUGUUUACUUCCGUCGGCGCCUCUCACCUUCCAUGGGGCAAGCAGAAUUUAGUUCCACACAUCUCGUCGCAUCGUUUCCCAAGCUUGGAAUUUUAAUGGGACUCCCUUCUGACUAGACUGCAUUCACUUUUCUGAUGUUUCCUUACCUGAUUUUUUGAAUACGUUUCAUGCCAUCUUUCCCGUGACAUAAAAGCUACUUCUAGAAAUCUAGUGGGAGUUUAGCACUCAUUUCCAUGUUAAACUGCUUCCAGGGAGGAAAAAUCAGUUUGCAGUAUUGUUAACCUGGAAAAUAACAGGAGUUUUGCACUGCAAUUUGGCAAGGUUUUCAUGCCUCAAGCCGUGUGAUGAAUUUUGGGCUGAUAUUCGAGCAUGCAGUUAUUUCCUGCCAAUUUUGUGAGUGAAAUGGGGACAGACGGACUGGGGACAGAAGCCCUGCUAUAGAAUCACUAUCAAUGAAAUGCUGAAUCUUCUUGUCAGCUGGGGAGAUGGUUGUCCCAACAGCUAGCCUUAUUUGAGGACUGUAGCCAUCAGUUAAGAUAUUGCUUCCCAUUGCUAGAAUGAAGUGGACAGGACAGUGGUGGGUGCAAAACACGACCAGAUCCAGAUGUUCUCUGGGUGAUAUGUGACUGAGUGUGUGGUUGACGGACACCAUUAAAGGAACAUCAGAGAUGUUGCUCUUCUCUGUGUGUAUAUGUGUUAAUGCUCAGGAUGCAUGAUGUCAAGUGCAAAGCAUGGAGAUGCUGAGCUGUACUGAAAAAAUAUAAUGUGUAAAUGUCUUUAAAAGGGUAUUGCAACUCUUAAGAUGGGCAGUUCCAAAGUGCUGGCAUUUUAGGCCAUCUUCUGAAUUUGCACUGCUUGCCCUUGAAUUUCUUCGGAAGGUUCAGUUCUUCUUGGCAGGUUCAGUUCUUCCGCCUCUCCACAGUUACACACAUUAGCCUUGCUGACAUAUUUAGCAUUCAAUAUUUCCAUAGCUUGAUAUACAAAGUUCCUCUGAUAUCGAUGUUUCCAAAUGGUGGGUUUUCCCAGAAAUGUUUUUGAGUAAUCUUUCUGCAUCCUUCUGAUAACCUUUGUUGGUGAUUUAGCAAUGCGCUGUGGACUCAACCACUAAGCCUCUUGGGCUUGCGGAUCAGAAGGUUGGCGAUUCGAAUCCCCGCAACAGGGUGAGCUCCCCUUGCUCUGUCCCAGCUCCUGCCAACCUACCAGUUCAAAAGCACGCCAGCGCAAGUAGAUAAAUAGGUACCGCUGCGGCGGGAAGGUGAACGGCGUUUCCGUGCACUCUGGUUUCCAUCACGGUGUCCCAUUGCGCCAGAAGCGGUUUAGUCCUGCUGGCCACAUGACCCAGAAAGCUGUCUGCGGACAAACGUUGGCUCCCUUGGCCUGAAAGCGAGAUGAGUGCAGCAACCCCAUAGUCUCAUUUGACUGGACUUAACCAUCCAGGGGUCCUUUACCUUACCUUUACCUUAUUCCCUCUCCCGCUGCUUUAAUUCUGAAAGAGCCCAAAGUAUUGGUGUUUGCAAGCAGGCUGUUCUGUUGUGCCAGAGGGGGCCAGAUUCCUGUUCGAGAUUCCAUUCCACCUUUUGGUUCAGACGUGGAACUAUUUCACGUCACAUGUCUGUUUACAUUCCAUCACUGUUUGCUGGCAUAAGCGGAACAUCCAUUGUGUUGCUUUUGCUUUUGCUUCUCUGUCUCUCUCGGAAGGACGGCAAAGAGAGACGACAUGUUUCUUUGUCUUGAUUUAAGUUUAAUAAAUCCGUAGUUUGUUAAGUAUGUCUUCAUAUGGCUCAAGCCUCUUUCAUUGCUCAGUUUUGCUCUGCGAAAUGAACUGUGUCCAUGUCAGCAGACUUGGGUCACUGAUUUAUGUCGCACCAGAGGUCGGAGGUUCUUCGCAGCGUGACGGUUGGAAGGAGACGAUCAAGCUAGGGGCUAGCCAGCUGGCCUUUUGACCCAUGGGGUAGCAGUAAGACUGUGCUUUUAGAGCUGGACAACUGCACUGACCUCUCAUUAUUCCCCACCCGCCUUCUGCCAUUAUCUAGCAUUGGGAACGAUGAAGGUGAGAUCAUGAAUUCCCAUCUUGCCUGAGGUGGAACACGAUGGAGGGUCGGUAUUGGGUCUUGUAGCCCUGGGAGGAGUACAAAAGCGAGACAAGAAACUUGGAGAAGCUCCAACCUCGACACAGUCUUUCCCAGUGAUCUGGGAACCCUGACUCUGGGGGGAAUAGCUAGAAAUGCAUCACUAGUUUUCCUAUAAUAUCUGGGCUAAUUUGAUCGAAGGAGGGUGACUUGCCCAAGGUCUCGCCUGAGAUAGGUCAGGCCUGAAGCUGUGCUUUCCAGACCUAAGCCCAACUUGUCAUCAGUUCCUACUGGGCACAGAGCCAGUACAGUGGUACCUCGGGUUACAGAUGCUUCAGGUUACAGACUCCACUAACCCAGAAAUAGUACCUCGGGUUAAGAACUUUGCUUCAGGAUGAGAACAGAAAUCUUGCGGCAGCAGCGGGAGGCCCCAUUAGCUAAAGUGGUACCUCAGGUUAAGAACAGUUUCAGGUUAAGAAUGGACCUCCGGAACGAAUUAAAUUCUUAACCCGAGGUACCACUGUAAAACUCCGCAACUGGAUGUUCAUAAACAAAGCAUCAUCUUCAUGCCAUCUGUGUAUAAGACAACUUUUCACAGCGGUGGCAAACUCUGCCCGCCAUGGGGAUAUUGGGUUCCCCCCAGAUCUCCCCCAAUGGCUGCCCAGGCUGGCUGGCUGGGGCUGAUGUACGUUGGAGCCCAAUGACACCCAAAAGGCCACAGAUCUGCCACCCACGUUGUACAACCGCUACACUCCGUAAAAACUCUUCGCUGAAAUAUUUUGGCAGCAGGUUCCUCCACCCAGUUUGGGGUGAGUUAAUUACUACUCUCUCUAAAUCCCAUUUCCUCUGGUUUUGGAUUGUGGAGCAAUUCAUUUCAUGUCGGAAACAACAACAACAAAAAGUUCACAAAGGAGAGCGGGGUGGUGGCAGGCAGGUGGGCAAAUGCCAGCUCUCUGGUUAGGUGUCAGGACAAGCAAAGUUGCAUGUGCUGUUCAAACAACGGAGGAGAGGGAGAGAAGUCUAUGCAAAGAGCUGAGCUGGGAGAAGUCUGUGCGAAGAGACAUGUGAAGAUUCCUUUCAUAGGAAGACUGAGCUUUGGGCGUGGGGAGAGAGGGUUUUAUUCUGCCAGGAGGACUAAUUUGGCAGCAGCAGAAGAUGGUGUUUUCAUAUUAUAAAUGGCAUGCAUUCCCAGGACCACAUUACUCCUGCUCUGGCUUUUUAAAUACCUUCCGACAGUUCUACAUGUUUUAUUUUGCAACCAGGACAUGGGUGGCGUUGUGGUCUAAACCACGGAGCCUCUUGGGCUUGCCGAUCAGAAGGUUGGCGGUUUGAAUCCCCGUGACGGGGUGAGCUCCCGUUGCUCUGUCCCAGCUCCUGCAUUUCCGUGCGCUCUGGUUUCUGUUGCGCCAGAAGCGGUUUAGUCCUGCUGGCCACAUGACCCGGAAAGCUGUCUGUGGACAAACGCCGGCUCCCUCGGCCUGAAAGCGAGAUGAGCGCCCCAACCCCAGAGUCGGUUACGACUGGACCUAAUGGUCAGGGGUCCCUUUACCUUUACCUUUACCAACUACUGAAGUAAAAUAUUACUGAGCAUGAACUAUGCACAUCAGAUAUUUAAAGAAUAUUCUCUAUUAACAUUUGUAAAUAAUAAUUAUGAGAAUUUUUGGAAGCAACACUCUUAGGACGGGCAGAAAUUCAGCAGAUGAUGUUUUCCCUAUCGUUGCUAAUGCAGGGCUGAAUUCUUAGUAAAUGUAAAGGUAAAGGGACCCCAGACAGUUAAGUCCAGUCAUGAACAACUCUGGGGUUGCGCGCUCAUCUCGCUUUACUGGCCAAGGGAGCCGGCGUUUGUCCGCAGACAGUUUUUCCAGGUCAUGUGCCCAGCAUGACUAAGCUGCUUCUGGCAAACCAGAGCAGCACACGGAAACGCUGUUUACCUUCCCGCUGGAGCGGUACCUAUUUAUCUACUUGCACUUUGAUGUGCUUUCGAACUGCUAGGUUGGCAGGAGCUGGGACCGAGCAACGGGAGCUCACUCUGUCUUGGGGAUUCGAACUGCUGACCUUCUGAUGGACAAGCCCAAGGCUCAGUGGUUUACACCACAGCGCCACCCGCGUCCCCUAGAUUCUUACUACCUAGCUCUUAGGACAUAGUACUUCUUUUAAGAAACAAAAAACCCAAAACCUAUUCACAUGAAGAGUUAGACACAACUAAACCUAGUGGAAUCAUUGCGCUGAAGAACACCAACUCUUUAUAGGACUGGACUGUGAUCCAUCCAGCUCCUCUGAGCGAAUUGUAAUUCUGGGUAACAGGUCUACUCAGAUUGAAGUUUGCGUGUGAGAUGAUGAACUGUUUGGACAUGUUUGUGUUUAGGUACAGUUAAAGAAAGAUGGUUAAACAUUCUGCAGCGUUGCCUUGUGCAUAUUUUCUCGGCCAUUCCAUCCCAUAACUGCCCACCCCCAUGCAUGUGCCUUUUCUCCAUGAACGAGCCCUGAUUAAGAUAUUCUGAAAGUUAAAGAGUAGGCAAUUUAGGGUGUCGGCCUAAGUGCACAGCAGUUAGUGGUUGGCAAGGAGAGAGUUCAAGGAGCCUGCUUUGGUUGAGAUGGAGAUAAGAUAGGUGACAAUUCCCUUGUGCAUCUCCUUGCCUCUUCCACGAUGGACCCAAAUGCCUUCCAGUCUGUUCCUUCAGCUGCUCAAUGCAAGAUUGGUGCUAAUCUGCAUUUGGGACUAUAAUUGUAAAGCAUUCCUGUUUUUCAAAUUGCAGGGAGUACGAUUUUGAAUUAAGUACGAGGAACCUGAAAGGGGAGUUUAGAACCAGAACUGGCUCCCCAGGAGGUUGUGAAAUCAUCUGACUUGAGGAAGUUUUCCAGAAAGGAGAAGUUACUGGGGUGGUUUAGACAUAGGUGGUCACAGGGACUCGGAAAUGCUGUGAAAGGAUGGGAAAAUGAUUCCCCCAACCAUGAAAGCCUUUUCUCCCCAAGCAAUUGAGGAGGAGGGUGAAAGAGGACUGCAAGGGCCCAGUACAGACCCUCCAAGUGCCCCUAUUUUCCAGGGACAGUCCCAGAUUUACAGAAGCCAUCCUGGUUUCUGAUUUGAUCCCGGAAUGUCCCGCUUUUCCUUAGAACAUGCCAGUUUUCAUCGGUGAAAUGUUGUAGGGUCUGGAGUUAUGUGACCUUCAAGUCAAGGAGAUAAGAUAGAGACUUUAGGAGACAUUUGCCCUGUAUUGGGUAGGUUUUUUAAAUGCUUACUAUUUCAUUAUGUUUAUUUAUUUGGUUUUUCAGAUUAUAAUUUUACAACCACAUAUCCAACAUAUAAAACAAGAUUCCGAAGAAUCUCCUGGACUCCCUUGCUCCCCUUUGUGGGUCCUAUUGUUAAUCAUUUCCUCCUGUAUCUUUUAUAAUAAUCCAAUUCUUUUAUCUCUCCAUUCUAUCCAAAAUUCACCAUUAAACUGCAAGUCAUAUUCCAACCCUACAAACGAUUUUAACUGUUUACAAUGGUCUUUAAGAUAAAUUAUGAAUUUUCCCCAUUUUGGCAUAAUCCAUCAACUUGAUCUGCCUUUCUUCUCUGGUUGGGGACUUUAUCUUCUUUCCAUCUCUGGGCCAAUAACAUCCGUGCAGCCGUGAUCACAUACAUAAAUAGUAUUCUCUGCUCCUUUGGGAUUUCGGCAGCUAAAAUUCCUAAAGGAAAGGCCUCAUGGGGUUUUUUUAAUAGAAAAAGUUAUUUUAAAUAUUUUAUUCAGUUCAUUAUAUAUCAGUUUGUUUGUUUUGAAGGGAAGGGAGGUUCAAAGAGUAAAUGAAUCUAUGUGACUUUAGCAAAAAUGUAUCAAAGAUUUAAGAAAAAUAGACUGUUAAUUGGUGAAAAGAGGGAAAGUAAACCUAUAUUAAGAUCAAGAUAAAUUUUCAGGAUAAGAAUUUUGAAGAGAGGGAAAGGAUUUGCUGAAAUGGAUAAUUGACUUAGAAUACAAAAAAGGGAGGUGUGAGGAGGUCAGGGAAACAAGCAAUUGAAAGAUAAGUUAUGGGAAGGUUCGAUUUGUCUUUUUUUCUUUUUGUUGUUUUUAAGUGUUCUUAUUUUUCUGUUUUUUAUUGUGAUAUGUUGUUUUGCUAUUGUUUAAUUUGGUGUUUUUUCUGUUUUCUUUUGCCUUUUUGUAAACUUAAAACCUUAAUAAAUACUAUUUAAAAAAACAACAACAAAGAGUAAUGCCUCCCCCUUGAACAUAUCUAAAGCAGCUGUCAGUCAGGAUUUUCUUCUGAUAUAAAAGGGCUUUAACAGGUGGGUGAUGUCCAGGGCCGUCUUAAGCAUAUCUGGUGCUGUGGUGCAAAGAUCCCUCUGGCGCCACCCCCUGGGCAACUCCAGAACAAGGGAAGGGGCUGGUGGAAAAUGUCCUCUGCCUCCCCCACUGCCCUGAUCCCCGGCGUGGCGGUGGCGAUCCAGCAGGAAAACGGGCUGGCAGACAUCCUCUCUGGCAUCAGGGCGCCCGAGAAGGCAGCCCAGGAAGGCUGCGUGCCGCCUUUCACCAGAAAGCAGAAGAAGGACAACGACCGGGAACAGGACUGUCUUUAGCAGAUGCAGAGGUUUGGGAGGGAAGCUGCGCUCCCGCCAGCUAUAUACCGCAUUUUUCGCUCUACAAGACGCACCCGGCCAUAAGACGCACCUAGUUUUUAGAGGAGGAAAACAAGAAAAAAACUAUUCUGAAUCAAAUGUUAAAGAGGAAGGAGGAGGGAGGAUUAGGCUAAGGAGCCGCCGGUCCGUCCGCCCCUUUGGGGAAGCUGGAUCUGCUGGCCACCUAACAGCGUUGUCCCUGCUGGGGGGAUCGGAGGAGGCAGGCGAGGCGAAGCGACACUCUUAGGGAGCCCUUAGGGAGCCCUUCCUUUCCUCCUCCCGCCUUCACUGAAGGGGCCAGCAGAGCAAGAGGGAUUGGUGCGCAGCGCCUCUUGGUCUGCUGGCUUCCCAGCGAAGCAGGAUGAGGGACGGAAGGGGCUCCCUAAGGGCUUCCUUCUGUCCCUCAUCGUGCAUCGCUGGGAAGCCAGCACAGCAAGAGGCGCUGCAAAGCAAUCCCUCUUGCUGUUCUGGAUUCUGGGAUAGUUGCGCAGCCUGCAUUCGCCCCAUAAGACGCACACACAUUUCCCCUUUUUAGGAGGGAAAAGGUGCGUCUUAUAGAGCGAAAAAUACAGUAGUUGGCGGGGCGCAGCUGGCGGGCAUGCAGGGAAAGGGGAGGCUGCCGGCGAAGCCGCGCAGCUCCCCCAGUCGCUAGGGUGCCCCUGAGAGGCCGGCUCCCUGGCGCAGCAGACCACUAACACCAAUGGGAAAGACGGCUCUGGCGAUGUCUCUGAAACUCCCUUUGCCGGGCCUACAUUAGCUGCUUAUGUGCUGCUUCUAUGGGAAAGAUAAGGAGUGGAGAGAAGGGACGGCUUUGUUGCUUAGCCUAGCACACAGCAUGCGUCCCUUGAUUUCUUAAUGGUUCAUUUUACAUAUCAAAAAUCCCUGCAUAUUUUACAAAAACUAUACCAUUCCGCAUUCCAUUGUUGCAUCCAUCAAAACUUGUUUACACUGUUGAAUUUAUCUCAGUGCCGCCAGCGUUUUCAGCUGUAAACAGUUAGUUCCAGGGCCGUCUUAAGCAUAUCUGGCGCCAUGGUGCAAAGAUCCCCCUGGCGCCUCCACCUUUCCCAGAGUUUUCAACCUUUUUUUAGGGCUGGAGGAGGCGGGCAGCGGCUGGAGGGCAGCUCCUCCGGCAGGGAAGAGGUGGAGGCUGGACGCAGCGCCUCCUGGCUCAGCUGCCCGCUUCGUGCCACGGUGGCCACAGCAAGCAGCACACCGAGCGAGCGUGCCUGCGCCAAGUGAGCGAGGGCGCGUGCGCCGCUCUCGCUGAGUGCCGGCUCAGUUUUUUCCCUUUCAGCCUUCUGGCGCCCUGCAUAAUUCAGCGCCUGCAGGCUAAAAGGGAAAAAACCAAGCCGACACUCAGCGGGAGUGGCGCAUGCACCCUCGCUCACUCAGCAGGCUCGUUCGGUGUUCCCCGGACUUUCGCUUGGCGCCCUCCAGAACUGGGCGCCCUGGUGUCCUGUGCCAUUAGCCUCUACGGGUAAGACGGGCUGUUUAUUUCCCAUAUAUUCAAUAAACCUUUUCCAAUCGUCUUGUUCUCUUAUUCCACAAAUUAAGUCUGCAAGCUGUGCAUACUGAGUCAACUUAAGUUGCCAUUUUUCUUUGGUUGGGACCACGCUCGUUUUCCAUUUUUGGGCUGCAGUAGUGGCAUACAUAAGUAACCUUUUUUGACACCUGGGAAUUUCAGUCUGAAUUAUCCCCAACAGAAAGGACUCUAGUUUAGUACUUUAAACAUUUUUUUUCACUUCAUUAUGCAUCAUUUCCCAAUACUCUUUUACCCUUUUACGUGUGUCUUGUUGUUGUUGUUUAGUUGUUUAGUCAUGUCCGACUCUUCGUGAUCCAAAGGACCAGAGCACGCCAGGCACUUCUGUCUUCCACUGCCUCCCGCAGUUUGGUCAAACUCAUGCUGGUAGCUUUGAGAACCAUCUCAUCCUCUGUCGUCCCCUUCUCUUUGUGCCCUCCAUCUUUCCCAACAUCAGGGUCUUUUCCAGGGAGUCUUCUCUUCUCAUGAGGUGGUCAAAGUAUUGGAGCCUCUGCUUCAGGAUCUGUCCUUCGAGUGAGCACUCAGGGCUGAUUUCCUUAAGAAUGGAUAGUUUUGAUCUUCUUGCAGUCCAUGGGACUCUCAAGAGUCUCCUCCAGCACCAUAAUUCAAAAGCAUCAAUUCUUUGGCGAUCAGCCUUCUUGAUGGUCCAGCUCUCACUUCCAUACAUCACUACUGGGAAAACCAUAGCUUUAACUAUACGGACCUUUGUUGGCAAGGUGAUGUCUCUGCUUUUUAAGAUACGUGUCUACCACAUAUCAAAGAACGUUCCCUCCAGCUCUUUGCAUCUCCAGCACUUACCUGAUUCAUUCUUAUACAACUUAGCAAGCCUACUCGGAGUAGGCAGAUGGUGCACUUCCUAAAAAGCUAAGACGGAGUCAUCACAUGAAUCAGACGGUCCCUUGAGGCUUCCUGUUCACUGGCUAGCUUCUGUUCCCGCAUCCUUCUGAUUGUACACCCUACUGUUCCUUUUUUUUAAUGUCCCCUUCGGUCAUGUGCUUCUGCUCCACAUCUCGACCACAUCACCUCUGCUUGUGUGAUUCAGAAACCAUGGGAGGGAAGGGAGCUUGCUUCCUCAGUGCCACAGGAUAAAUGGGCUCCCAUUCGUGAAUGAGUCCUUCCUUCCUAUAUGGAGGAACAGGCAGACGGACAUCCAAUCUGGAGAGUUUGGGAUAAGGACAGAAAGAGGCGGGUGGUGCUUGCUGCAAAUUAGAAUUCAUUCAUUUUGAGUCUUUCUCAUCCAGCAAUGGUAUCCCCAAUGUAGGGAAACUUUUGCCAGUUCUUUAUUUUACUGGUAGAUAUAUAGAUGGAUGGAUAUAACAUGUAACUAGAGAGAUGAUAGAUACAGCACAUAACUAUUAAAUUAAAUUAAUACAUAUUAAAUUAAUAAAUUAAACACAUGCACACAGAUAAAUACAUUUUUACAGCAGAGCAAAAGCACCGUAUGGAUAUCUUCUUCUUGAAAGUUAUCAUUCCAUGUGCGGAAAAUAAUAUCUUAUCAUUCUGAUCAUCCUGCUUACUUGAUUACUUGGCCACGAAGGGCUCCUCUUUAUUAUUAUUUUUACAGUGGUACCUGGGGUUAAGUACUUAAUUCGUUCUGGAGGUCCGUUCUUAACCUGAAACUGUUCUUAACCUGAAGCACCACUUUAGCUAAUGGAGCCUCCCGCAGCUGCCGCACCGCCGGACCACGAUUUCUAUUCUCAUCCUGAAGCAAAGUUCUUAACCUGAGGUACUAUUUCUGGGUUAGCAGAGUCUGUAACCUGAAGCGUAUGUAACCCGAGGUACCACUGUACAUUAAAUGCAUAACUAGUAUGCCACAUAUUGUUUCAAACCAUUCUGAAAUCAAUGGAGUUUGUGCUUUUGUCCCAAGACAAGCACAGAGUCUCACCCGCCCACCCCUGCCUCAGGAAUAAUAAAUUGAACACAACUUUCAGAUCUACCUCUCAUGUUAUGUGUUUCAAAUUGCCUAACGGUAUCCCUGCAAUAGUAAGUAUUUAGUCAUUUCGUUGAUAAAAGUUAUGGACUGUAGUCCAGAAAAUCUUGAUUACUGGGCAGUUCCAGAAUAUAGGUACAGUGGUACCUCAGGUUACAUACACUUCAGGUUACACACGCUUCAGGUUACAGGCUCUGCUAACCCAGAAAUAGUGCUUCAGGUUAAGAACUUUGCUUCAGGCUAAGAACAGAAAUUGUGCUCCGGCGGCAGCAGGAAGCCCCAUUAGCUAAAGUGGUGCUUCAGGUUAAGAACAGUUUCAGGUUAAGAAUGGACCUCCGGAACGAAUUAAGUACUUAACCCGAGGUACCACUGUAUUGGCUCUGCUUGAGAAGUAUUACAUUUCCAGCAGUUACAUUAACAACCCCCUUUUAAUUCUGUUUCCAGUAGGAAAGUAUUGCCUCAGUAGUGCAAGAGAGCCUUAUGAGAAAGCAACCUUCUCUGUCUAUUUUCUGUACAGUGGUACCUCUACUUACGAGCACCUCUGGUUACGUAUCCUUCGGGAUACGCACACGGCAAACCCGGAAGUAUUUUUCUGGGUUUCACUGCAUGCGCAGAAGAGCUCUACUGUGCUGCGCGCAUGCGCAGAAGCGCUCUGCCAUGUGCAUGCGCAGAACAGGCACCUCUGGUUGCAAAAACCUCGGGAUCCGACCGGAGCUCCGGAAUGGAUCCUGCCCGCCACCGGAGGUACCACUUUACUGUCCUUCCUCUGAGGACCACAGGUGGUACACAACGUAAAAACACAAACACACAUAACAUAGCAACAAACACUAUCUCCCCCACCCCGCUUUUAAAAGGCCAUAGAUGGUUUGAUUCUACAGUGAUGUGAAUUUGCUUCUCGUACCAUUGUUCUGUGCAGGAAUUUAUCAUACGGUUCAUUCCCCCCAGUGACUGUUUGCUGUUUUCGGAGGCAAAAUGCAAUUUCCCACAAAUCUUGUCAGGUUUGGAAUUUUGCUUCUGAAACCUGGCCAAUGAAUGCUUAAAGAAAAGGAAAAUUAAUCUCUAAUUUGUUCAGGACUUUAUUAGCUUGUUAACAUUCUUUGUACUUCGUUUCCGCCCUAAAACCUGCAGAUUUUAAAUUGCAUUGCAAUCGGGAGUGUUGAAAGUAAUCAGAUAUUUGCGGGGGAAGUACAAAUAGGAACAAUUUGUUCAGUUCCCUCCCCAUUAUUUUAUUCCUGCGCUGGUGCCCACAAGAGCUGUAACUCAGUUAAGGAGAUUUUAUUUGAUUGAUUCUCCAUCGAGUAAUCGACCCAUUUAAAUUCGCAGUAUUUUUAAAAUACCGUAUUUUUUGCUCUAUAAGACUUACUUUUCCCCUCCUAAAAAGUAAGGGGAAAUGUGUGUGCGUCUUAUGGAGCGAAUGCAGGCUGCGCAGCUAUCCCAGAAGCCAGAACAGCAAGAGGGAUUGCUGCUUUCACUGCACAGCGAUCCCUCUUGCUGUUCUGGCUUCUGAGAUUCAGAAUAUUUUUUUUUUGUUUUCCUCCUCCAAAAACUAGGUGUGUCUUGUGGUCUGGUGCGUCUUAUAGAGCGAAAAAUACGGUACUUUGGUGGUUUGCAGAGGUUUGUGACAGACCACCUGUUUUGCAUGAAGUGGACCCUAUUCUUAACCCCUGACAUCCCCAGCUGCCUGAUGAACAGAAGAGUCGCUGCCAGUCCGAGCAGGAAGUACUGAGUCAGGUGGAGCUGUGGCCUGACUCAAAAAUAAGGCAGCUUCCUGUCUUGUUCAGGUGAUAGCCACUUGCGCUGUGGGAGGCAGAGUCUUUUAGAGGCCUUUCCAUUCGGUUCGGUUGGUUGGUUGGGCUUUCAGAUUAAAGUUGCACAAUUUACAAUAAAGUAAAUUGGACUACUGCAAUGCGCUCUACGUGGGGCUACCUUGGAAGGUGACCCGGAAACUGCAAUUAAUCCAGAAUGCGGCAGCUAGACUGGUGACUGGGAGUGGCCGCCGGGACCACAUAACACUGGUCCUGAGAGAUCUGCAUUGGCUCCCAGUACGUUUCCGAGCACAAUUCAAAGUGUUGGUGCUGACCUUUAAAGCCCUAAACGGCCUCGGUCCUGUAUACCUGAAGGAGCGUCUCCACCCCCAUCGUUCAGCCCGGACACUGAGGUCCAGCGCUGAGGGCCUUCUGGCAGUUCCCUCAUUGCGAGAAGUGAGGUUACAGGGAACCAGGCAGAGGGCCUUCUCGGUAGUGGCACCCGCCCUGUGGAACACCUUCCCUUCAGAUGUGAAGGAAAUAAGCAUCUAUCCUAUCUUUAAAAGACAUCUGAAGGCAGCCCUGUUCAGGGAAGUUUUUAAUAUUUAAUGCUGUACUGUUUUUAACAUUUGAUUGGGAGCCACCCAGAGUGGCUGGGGAAACUCAGCCAGAUGGGCAGGGUAUAAAUAAUAAAUUAUUAUUAUUAUUAUUAUUAUUAUUAUUAUCAUCAUCAUCAUCAUCACAUACCCAACAUACAACAUAAAGACAAGAUUCCAAAGAAUCUCCUGGACUUUGUGGGUCCUAUUCUUAGUCAUUUCCUCCUGCAUCAUUUAUAAUAAUCCAAAUCUUUUAUCUCUCCAUUGUAUCCAAAAUUCACCAUAAACUACAAGUGUUAUUCCAAGCCUACUAACGGUUUACAAUGUUUACAGUGGUUUUUUAAGAUAAGUUAUAAAUUUCCCCCAUUCCUUAUUAAAAUUGUGGUCUUCCUGAUUUCUGAUUCUUCCGGUCAUUUUUGCCAUUUCGGCAUAAUCCAUUAACUUGAUCUGCCAUUCUACAGUGGUACUUCAGGUUACAUAUGCUUCAGGUUACAUACGCUUCAGGUUAUAGACCUGAAAUAUUAACCCAGAAAUAAUACCUCGGGUUAAGUACUUUGCUUCAGGAUGAUAACAGAAAUCGCGCUCUGGUGGCACGGUGGCAGUAGGAGGCCCCAUUAGCUAAAGUGGUGCUUCAGGUUAAGAACAGUUUGAGGUUAAGUACGGACCUCCAGAACGAAUUAAGUACUUAACCUGAGGUACUACUGUACUCUGGUAGGGACUUUAUCUUCUUUCCAUCUCUAGGCCAGUAACAUCCGUGCAGCCGUGGUCACAUACAUAAAUAGUCUUUUCUGCUCCCUUGGGAUUUCGGCACCUAGGGUUGCGAAAUGAAAGGCUUCGGAUUUUUUUUAGAAAAAGUUACCGUACUUUAAACAUUUUUCCCCAACUCAUUAUAUAACAUUUCCCAAAAUUCUUUUGCUACCUUGCAUUUCCACCACAUGUGAUAAAAGGUGCCUUCUUUUCCCUUACAUUUCCAGCGUACAUUUGACCCUGUUUUAUACAUUUUUGCUAAUUUACUGGGAGUUACAUACCAACGGUGCGUCAUUUUCAUAUAAUUCUCUUUCUGCGUGUAACAUGCUGUGAAUUUUAAAUCCCACUUCCAUAACUUCUUCCAUGCUGUAAGUUGUAUAUUAUAUCCAAAAUCCCUCACCCCACAGAAGCCUCUUUUAGAACGGUGCUUGCCAUCUGCACUUUUUGCCCGCAUUUGCAUUAAAAACAACACAUUCAAUAUAUGUGUAUUAGAAUUCUGCUGCCAGAUUUAAUCAGGGACCUUUUUAGCUGAUUAAAAGCAUUUCAUCCAAGGGGAUCAGCCUAGUGCUAGUGAUGUCUUGAGCUUACUGAGGCUGAGCAUAUAUUCCGUUUUGGUCCUCUCUGCCCAACUUGCUUAGGAAGCUCCACAUAAAAAAAACGAAGAUCAUGGCCACUGGUCCCGUCACCCCCUGGCAAAUAGAAGGGGAAGAAAUGGAGGCAGUGAGAGAUUUUACUUUCUUGGGCUCCAUGAUCACUGCAGAUGGUGACAGCAGCCACGAAAUUAAAAGACGCCUGCUUCUUGGGAGAAAAGCAAUGACAAACCUAGACAGCAUCUUAAAAAGCAGAGACAUCACCUUGCCAACAAAGGUCCGUAUAGUUAAAGCUAUGGUUUUCCCAGUAGUGAUGUAUAGAAGUGAGAGCUGGACCAUAAAGAAGGCUGAUUGCCGAAGAAUUGAUGCUUUUGAAUUAUGGUGCUGGAGGAGACUCUUGAGAGUCCCAUGGACUGCAAGAAGAUCAAACCUCUCCAUUCUGAAGGAAAUCAGCCCUGAGUGCUCACUGGAAGGACAGAUCCUGAAGCUGAGGCUCCAAUCCUUUGGCCACCUCAUGAGAAGAGAAGACUCCCUGGAAAAGACCCUGAUGUUGGGAAAGAUGGAGGGCACAAGGAGAAGGGGACGACAGAGGACAAGAUGGUUGGACAGUGUUCUCAAAGCUACCAGCAUGAGUUUGACUAAACUGCGGGAGGCAGUGGAAGACAGAAGUGCCUGGCGUGCUCUGGUCCAUGGGGACACGAAGAGUCGGACACGACUAAAUGACUCAACAACAAGAACAACAAUAACCCAACUCAUCUCAGUGAGUUUACUCUGAAUGGGGAUGGAAGGAGGCAGCAGUUUCCCUUCUGAGCACAGAUGAACACGUGAACCGUAGCAGUUCCCAUCCUUUUCCCUUUUCAUUGGAAUCUCCUGACAUCCCUGACCCGGAGUAAAUCGUGUUUCAGUUUCAAUCUCUCACCUAAAGACAAGAGCAGGGGUCAGCAAACUUUUUCAGCAGGGGGCCGGUCCAUUGUCCCUCAGGCCUUGUGGGGGGCCGGACUAUAUUUUGGGGGGGAAAUGAACAAAUUCCUAUGCCCCACAAAUAACCCAGAGAUGCAUUUUAAAUAAAAGCACACAUUCUACUAAUGUAAAAACACGCUGAUUUCUGGACUGUCCACAGGCCGGAUUUAGAAGGCAAUCGGGCAGGAUCCGGCCCCCGGGCCUUAGUUUGCCUACCCAUGGACAAGAGCCGAAGAGAUAUGAGGACUUUAAAGGUAAUGGGUAAUUUAGAUAGUAGAAAUUCCUGUAACUGCAGUGUAUCUUGAACUCCAAACUAAUCCCCAAAACUUAACCUCCAUGAGAGGGGACGCUACGAUUUUGCUGAGCAACUAGUUUCACUGCCCAGUUGUUUUUCCUGGUUGUUGUUUAGUCGUGUCCAAUUCUUCGUGACCCCAUGGACCAGAGCACGCCAGGCACUCCUGUCUUCCACUGCCUCCCACAGUUUGGUCAAACUCAUGCUGGUAGCUUCGAGAACACUAUCCAACCAUGUCGUCCCCUUCUCCUUGUGCCCUCCAUCUUUCCCAACAUCAGAGUCUUUUCCAGGGAGUCUUCUCUUCUCAUGAGGUUUUUCCUGGUAUAUAGUCUCAAUCUAAUGUCUUACAAUGUGAAUCUCUUGCUGCUUAUCCUUUCCUGGGACUUGGUAAAUGGUUCAUUUCACAUAACAUAAAUACCUUCAUACAGUCGUACCUCUACUUAUGUAUCCCUCUGGAUACGGAAUUUUCGGGUUACGGCCACGGCAAACCCGGAAGUGUAUACAGUCAUACCUCGGGAUAAAUAUGCUUCAGGAUAAGUAUUUUCGGGUUGUGCUCGAUGGCGACCUGGAAGUAAUGGAGCCGCUCAAAAUGACGUCACGCACAUGUGCAGAAGCAGCGAAACGCGGCACCCGCAGACGCACUGUUGUGUCUUAUGUUCUGUUCAGGAUUCGAAUGGGGCUCUGGAACGGAUCCCGUUCGCAUCCCGAGGUACCACUGUACUUCCGGGUUUCGCCGCAUGCGCAGAAGUGUUCAGUCGCGCCGCAUGCGCAUGCAGAAGCCCACCUCUAUUUACACAAUUUUCAGGGUGUGAACGGACCCCCAGAACGAAUUAAGUUCAUAUCCGGAGGGUCCACUGUAUUGUAUAAAAACUAUACCAUUUAGCACUGGGACGUGGGUGGCGCUGUAGGUUAAACCACAGAGCCUAGGACUUGCGGUUCGAAUCCCCGCGACAGGGUGAGCUCCCGUUGCUCGGUCCCUGCUCCUGCCAACCUAGCAGUUUGAAAGCACGCCAGUGCAAGUAGAUAAAUAGGUACCGCUCCGGCGGGAAGGUAAACAGUGUUUCCGUGCACUGCUCUGGUUUGCCAGAAGCAGCUUAGUCAUGCUGGCCAGCUGUACGCCGGCUCCCUCGGCCAGUAAAGCGAGAUGAGCGCCGCAACCCCAGAGUCGGCCACGACUGGACCUAAUGGUCAGGGGUCCCUUUACCUUUACCUUUAGGAUGGUGAGAGGAAUUCUUCAGCAGAAGCAAGGGAGCCACUACUCACUUUUAAGAAACUAAACUAGGGUUCUCACGUUAAGCUGUUGGGUGUCAUGACUUGGGUGUCUUCCUGUUCUGCUGUAGCAUCAACAUUCAAAUCAAAUGAAAUCAAGCUGUUAGACUACGCCGAAAUUUUUACAAUUUAUUUAGCAGACCACUGUAAACAAAUGAAAACAUUAGCAGCAGGGUGGAUAAAAAUCAAUGAUUUUUUAAAAACCAACAACAGAUUUUUUUUAUUUAAAUCAGAUUUUUAAAAUAAAAUGCUUUUGGAGGAAAAAUCUUUCUAAAGAUAGUUUUCUAUUUAGGUUACAUUAUAGUCCAAAGGCUAUUCAUCAGGAAAUAAGGAUUUGUUUUAAGUUUUUCACAUGUGCUAAAAUUCAGUCUAAGUUGUUUGUUGUUGUUUUUUUAAAAAAGUUUAACCACAUCAGUUAACAAACAUGGAUACAUAUGCUAUAGUGUUACUGCUUUAGUUAAAUAAAUUGUUUAAAUUGUUAUUAAGGAAAUGAUUAUUUUUCUCCUUCCAAUAAAGUACAGCAGAAAAGUUGUCCAUAUAUAAACAGUUAACUUAUUAGACCUCACAAUAAUUUAAUAAUUAUCUGUCCAUGUAUUUCUAAUAGUAUAACCAAAUCAGUAAUUUUUUAUAUAACUGUAAAAACUGCUCUGAAAAUUUAUUAUUCCAAAAAUGAAACCUUCAUCUGAUUGUAAAUAUUAAGAUUAUACCAGCAAGAAUGAGUCUUUCUGUAAAAAAAAAUAAAAAAAAAUUAAAUCCAGUCUUACUGACUAGUGAUUUAAAUCGUGAUUUAAAUCGAUUUGAUUUAAAUCAAAUCCACCCUGAUUAGCAGGAUUUUAAUCUCACUUGUAAUGUAACAAAUCAUAUGUAUAAUAUGGAUAGAUACAAAAUAUAAAUUAUGAAAUAAUAUGCAGUUGAAAACGUUGACAAUAGGACCCAUGGAGGGGAUUGGGGGAGGUCUCGAAAUUCAGAGAAAUCUCUCUAUAUGGAUAUGUAUUUGGUUUUGUUAUAAAUUGAUAUUUUGUAAAAUCAAAUAAAAACGAUUUCAGAAAAACGCCAAAACAUUCAAAUCAACCAGAUCCUAGAAACAGAAUAUUCCCCCCCAGUGGGAUAGCUUUGAUGAAAUACCAUCCCGUAGUAGAAUGUUUUACGCCUGCUCAGAGGAAUUACCGUAUUUUUCGCCCUAAAGGACGCACUUUUUCCCCUCCAAAAAUGAAGGGGAAAUGUGUGUGCAUCCUAUGGGGCGAAUGCAGGCUUUCGCUGAAGCCUGGAGAGCGAGAGGCGUCGGUGCGCACCGACCCCUCUCGCUCUCCAGGCUUCGCGCAGCUCUCCACAAGCCGUGGGAGCCUUGCGGGCAAUAGCCCGUUCUGGGGGCUGGGGUUGGGGGAAGCUCGGGCUUCCCCCGCCCCCAGCCCUGCAAGCUCCGCGAGCGAUGGCGAGGUUGAGCGCAACCUCGCCUUCGUUCCUGGACCCCCAGCCCUGAGGCUAAAAACGAAGCCAGGACAGCUAGCUGUCAUGGCUUCUUUGCUCUUUGGGGUUCGGGGGGGGAAAUAAAUUUUUCCGCCUUUAUUUCCCCCCCCCCCCCAAAAAAAAUAAGUGCGCCCUAUGGGCCGGUGCGCCCUAUAGGGCGAAAAAUACGGUAAAUGUUGUGCAUUUUGCUGGCAUUGUAGCGUUGGAAGAAUGAGAAUGCCCCAUCCCUUAGUCUGAGGACCAAGGCUUGUUUGCCCUCUGUGAACUGCCAACUUCAUCAAAACCAUUGAGUUUCUGAAGUUUGCCAAGACAUCAGAGAGGCAAAGCAAAAUACAGCCCUCCUUGCCACCUGGUUCUGUAUGCUAAAACCAAGUUUAGAUAGUAUAUUUCAUAGUUCCUGCCAUCCUUCUCUCCUAGCCCCCAACCAACAUGGCUCUGAAGUUGGCCAAUGGUUGUAUCUUCGGACAGCAUUCAGAAUGGUGCAAGCAGAACAAUUUCUGCUUGUGCAACAAGACUUUCCCCCCUCCCCCUCCAUGUGCCCCCUUUGCCAUCCCCACAUAUACUUGGGGAGGGGUUGGGGAAAAACUCACAACAAUGGCAAGUCCCAUUGUGCAAGUAAAAGUAAUACCACUUGUACAAUAACAUAUUUGAAUGUCACCCUUUGCUUAGUGCAGUGGUACCUCGGAUUACAUACGCUUCAGGUUACAUACGCUUCAGGUUACAGACUCCGCUAACCCAGAAAUAGUACCUCGGGUUAAGAACUUUGCUUCAGGAUGAGAACAGAAAUCGUGCUCUGGCGGCGCGGCGGCAGCAAGAGGCCCCAUUAGCUAAAGUGGUGCUUCAGGUUAAGAAUAAGGUAAAGGUAAAGGUACCCCUGCCCAUAUGGGCCAGUCUUGACAGACUCUAGGGUUGUGCGCCCAUCUCACUUAAGAGGCCGGGGGCCAGCGCUGUCCAGAGACACUUCCGGGUCACGUGGCCAGCGUGACAAAGCUGUAUCUGGCGAGCCAGCGCACCACACGGAAACGCCGUUUACCUUCCCGCCAGUAAGCGGUCCCUAUUUAUCUACUUGCACCCGGGGGUGCUUUCGAACUGCUAGGUUGGCAGGCGCUGGGACCGAGCAACGGGAGCGCACCCCGCCGCGGGGAUUCGAACCGCCGACCUUUCGAUCGGCAAGCCCUAGGCGCUGAGGCUUUUACCCACAGCGCCACCCGCGUCCCGCCACCAGCGCCACCCGCGUCAGGUUAAGAAUAGUUUCAGGUUAAGAACGGACCUCCGGAACGAAUUAAGUACUUAGCCCGAGGUACCACUGUAUUAUAAAAAAGGUAAAAUUAAAAAAACCUAUACGCUUAAAAUGUCAAAUUCAAAAGAAUAAGAAUAAGAAUAAGAAUAAUUUAUUAUUUAUACCCCACCCAUCUGGCUGGGUUACCCCAGCCACUCUGGGCGGCUUCCAACAAAACACUAAAAUACAAUAACCUAUUAAACAUUAAAAGCUUCCCUAAACAGGGCUGACUUGAAACCAUGAAACAUGGUUAAUACCUAUUUUCAAACCCAGGCUUUCCUCCUUUAGUUUGAACGUUAGUCCUGUCUAAAGUGGUCGACCAUUUACUGCAAGGGGGGGGGUGGAUUGGGUUUGCUCUGUGAGAUAAUCCCACUUGCAAGAUUUUGACUUGCAGAGAGCAAUUUACAAAGUGGUUCUAUCUCUGAAUGGAGUUUCCCAGAAAAUCUGGGAUGGGAUUCGCUGUGCUUUAUCUGUCUGUGUCUCUCAAAUCCUUACAGGCAGAUGGUGGAGGGGGGCUGUUUUUAUCACAGUGAGUGGGCUGGGUGAUCUUCCAGCCGAUGGGCCUGAGUGAGGAAGAAUGCAUCUGAAAGCUGCAGGCCUUGUGACCUCUGCUCAAGAUAUAAUGCUUCAGGAAAUGGCUUCCCUCUGAACCUAGAGCCCUUUUUUCAUCACACUUACAUUCUCCCUAUGAAGGGGCACGGGUGGUGCUGUGGUCUAAACCAUUGAGCCUCUUGGGCUUGCCGAUCGGAAGGUCAGCAGUUCGAAUCCCCGCGAUGGUGUGAGCUCCCGUUGCUCGGCCCCAGCUCUUGCCAACCUAGCAGUUCGAAAGCACACUGGUGCAAGUAGAUAAAUAGGUACCACUGCGGCGGGGAAGUAAAUGGCGUUUCCAUGUGCUCUGGUUUCUGUCACGGUGCCCCUUUGCACCAGAAGCGGUAUAGUCCUGCUGGCCACAUGACCCGGAAAGCUGUGGACAAACGCUGGUUCCCUCGGCUUGAAAGCGAGAUGAGCGCUGCAACCCCAUAGUCUGCGUACCCGCAGCCCAGGGGGCCUUCAGAUGACCACCCAUUGAGUGGCAGCUGGAGGAGGCAUUGGCAAAAUGACUGCAUGCCAGCGGCUGGGCCAGCAGGACUUGUGCUGGUCACUGCAGCUUCCUUUCUGUUCCCACUCCCCGCCCCAAAAGAUCUUAGAGCCAAGAGACAGCAUAAUAAAAUGCUUGUUUUAUUGUUUUUUAAAAAGUUUAAAAGAUAUUAUCCCUUUCUGCAGCAGUGUGCUUAAUCCCAAGCAAGCGUCUUUGGCACCAGGGCAGGCAGACGCAAGCUCCAUUUGUUUCCCUGUAAUCGUAACGAUGCUGUGAUUUCAGUGAGAUUAAAUCCAAAACUGCGCGUACUUAGAAGUGUUUGUUCUUAUCAGGGUUGGCAAACUUUGUUUUUUAUUUUUAUUUUGUUCCGAAAUGCCAAGUAAGUGGAAGCAGUUGUAAAGCAUGGAACGGCAGUGGAGCAGAAAAGAGAUAUGUUAAUUGUGUGCUAUUGUUGUUUAGUCGUUUAGUCGUGUCCAACUCUUUGUGACCCCAUGGACCAGAGCACGUCAGGCACUUCUGUCUUCCACUGCCUCCCGCAGUUUAGUCAAACUCACGCUGGUACCUUUGAGAACACUGUCCAAACCAUCUCGUCCUCUGUCGUCCCCUUCUCCUUGUGCCCUCCAUCUUUCCCAACAUCAGGGUCUUUUCCAGGGAGUCUUCUCUUCUCAUGAGGUGGCCAAAGUAUUGGAGCCUCAGCUUCAGGAUCUGUCCUUCCAGUGAGCACUCAGGGCUGAUUUCCUUCAGAAUGGAGAGGUUUGAUCUUCUUGCAGUCCAUGGGACUCUCAAGAGUCUCCUUCAGCACCAUAAUUCAAAAGCAUCAAUUCUUCGGCGAUCAGCCUUCUUUAUGGUCCAGCUCUCACUUCCGUACAUCACUACUGGGAAAACCAUAGCUUUAACUAUACUGACCUUUGUUGGCAAGGUGAUGUCUCUGCUUUUUAAGAUGCUGUCUUGUGUGCUACUGAAGCCAUACUCACAGAGCCAUCAAAAGGGACACACCCACACACCCAUAAGACCAUUAAGCCCAAAGUCUAAAAUCAGCUGCACCACUGAGAUCGUGCUGUUUAUAGUGCACUCAUCCUGCUUCCAAAGCUGGAUUUUCAAUACAAAACACGUAUGUAUGUCGUGCAUCGUUAUACGAUAUUCCUGUUUGAUAUGUUCUUUCUCAAACCAGAUUAACACUGAUUGGAAUUCUUAAGCUGUUCUGACUUGGUUUCUAGCCAAGGUAUGAACCCCCUAAAAAAAGGUAAAGGACCCCUGGACGGUUAAGUCUAGUCAAAGGCGACUGUGGGGUUGCGGCGCUCAUCUCGCUUUCAGGCCGAUGGAGCCAGCGUUUGUCCACAGACAGCUUUCCGGGUCAUGUGGUCAGCAGGACUAAACUGCUUCUGGUGCAAUGAGACACUGUGACAGAAACUAGAGUGCACGGAAACGCCGUUUACCUUCCCCGCUGCAGCGGUACCUAUUUAUCUACUUGCACUGGUGUGCUUUCGAACUGUUAGGUUGGCAGGAGCUGGGAUGGAGGAACGGGAGCUCAUCCUGUCACUGGGAAUCGAACCGCCGACUUUCCAAUUGGCAAGCCCAAGAGGCUCAGUGGUUUAGACCACAGCGCCACCUGCGUCCCUAACGCAGGGUAAAGACACUCUCAGCCCAACAAGGCCCCCUCGAUGCAUACAGAACAGAAGCAAAGUGAAGCCAUGCAGAUGUGAACAGUGUUUGUUGGGGGGGAGAGAUUUAGGAAGCACUGAAAAUGCAACCGCUGGAACGUGGCUUUUUGAACACAUUUUCAGUAAGAUGCAGGGCGUGGUACCCUAUAAUAACCUGGGUGAGGGAGGAGCAGGAGAGCAGCUCAAUAUGGGAUGCAGCUGCUCAGAAGGCUGGUUCUGAAGGAAAGUUUGACUCUUGCCUUGGUAUUGCCUAACUCUUCUCUCUUUUCCUUCUAGUAUAUUGGCAGCCUAGAUGUACCCCGGCCAAACAGCAGGGUGGAGAUUGUCACGGCCAUGAGACGCAUCAGGGUAAGUGGUGUCUGCUGUAUCCGAACAAGAUUCGUGUGAACAAGAGAGAGAUAUCUUAAUUCUAGAUGGUCAGGAGAGGUAACGCGGGAAUGCUGCGAUCCUUAUUAAGCCCCUUGUAAGCGGGUAAGCGCGGGUGGCGCUGUGGGUUAAACCACAGAGCCUAGGACUUGCCGAUCAGAAGGUCGGCGGUUCGAAUCCCCGUGACGGGGUGAGCUCCCGUUGCUCAGUCCCUGCUCCUGCCCACCUAGCAGUUUGAAAGCAUGUCAAAGUGCAAGUAGAUAAAUAGGUACCGCUCUGGCGGGAAGGUAAACGGCGUUUCCGUGCGCUCCUCUGGUUCGCCAGAAGCGGCUUAGUCAUGCUGGCCACAUGACCCGGAAGCUGUAGGCCGGCUCCCUCGGCCAGUAAAGCGAGAUGAGCGCCGCAACCCCAGAGUCGGUCACGACUGGACCUAAUGGUCAGGGGUCCUUUUACCUUUACCUUUAAGCAGGUAAACGUGGUCCCUUCCUCAACGGCAGUGGCUCAUGCUCUGUUUCUGCUGAUAAUAAUUUUAGCAACAUGAAUUCUUAUAGCACUACCAGUGCACCUAGUUCUUUAGGAAGUAAUAACAACAUGAGGAGGAAGGGUUCCUACCCCAGAGAGCUUGUGAUGUAAAAUUCAACCCAGGAAGGCAGUUGCAGAAGAAAGAAUUGUGGGUUCAGUUCAGUUGCACCCUCACCUGAGUGCUAACCAUUUCUGGCCUGAGGGCUCUAGUUAUUCUUGGCCCAUGGAAACAAUUAUUUUGCCUGCCCUGCCUCUCCCUCUCCCCCCUCAGUGAAUGUUUCUGGAUUCUGUAUUAGCUGAUAACAUGCAGUACGGUGGAUUUCAUCAAUAAGCUCUUUCUAGAAACUUUGAAUACAGUGGUACCUUGGUUGUCAAACGUAAUCCGUUGGAAAACCAAGGUGUGGCUUCCAAUUGGCUGCAGGAUUGGCCAAUCAGAAGCUGCGGAAGCCACGACGGACAUUUGGCUUCCAAAAACAUUGCAAACUGGAACACUUACUUCCAGGUUUGCAGUGUUCAGGAGCCGAUUUGUUCAGGAGUCAAACCGUUUGACAACCAAGGUACCACUGUGGUAAGGUAGAUCAAAAAGAUGGAUAGAAAAUCUUCCUUAGAAGAACAUCUCCAACCAGCAGCUGACCUGUCAUGAGAAAUUCCCCCGUAUAUUGAAAUACCCAAGGUUGAUUAUUUGAAAAGUUUUCUUUCAAAUUUGUGGUCAGCAGAGUUGAGAGUGCAUUGUUGGCUAUCCAAGACCAUUCCUGUUACUGAAUGUGUAUCUUUUCAGGUAUGCUUAAACAAUGUGUGUGUUUGAGCGGAUUCCUUGCAUGCAGAUAAUAAAGAACAUAUUUUGCUCAUCCACACUUGCUUUUUCUGAUUCGUUAUCCUGUUCUCAAACAUUGCUUCAUCCUAUAAGGACGGUAGUUCGCCACCACCUCAGUUACGAUGUGCCUUAUUUGGGAAGGCAAAAAAACAUGGUGGACGAGAACCUCCCGUGACAGCAGAUAGUUCUUUGUAGGACAUUAUGCAGUGUGCAAGAGCCUGUUGAAUUUGCCCCAGGAGGACCAGCGCUUCUUCGCUGCUCUCCGUUUCUGAACAGCGAUGAGCGCAAGAACAAAAAAUUCCUUGCUGCUGGCCUGCGCAGACUCGUCCCAGAGGUCUCCAACCUCUGUUCCCCCAUCCCUGCCCAGCCGUGUGCUAAUGAAGCGGGGGAAAGCAGAGUAAUGGAAUUCCUCAGAUUCCAGCCUUAAUCUGCCGCUCUGGAUUCCAUCUCAAGCUUAGCAGACAAGGAGGGAGGGAGCUGCCUGCCAGACGUCUUGGAAGCGGGGGGUGGGGGGGGCUAGCUUUUCCGGGAAUCACAAGGCCAACAUGACCCAGGCAAAGGUGUGGUGGAGCAGCAGUUGCCUUGUAUUGAAGCCGAAGAACGAGAGAAACCCUGGCAAGGAGUACAACUUCCAAGCGCUUAGCUAAGAAGUGUUUAAAAUGCAGAAUAGGACCUGUUUUGGGUAGGGGGGGGGAGUGUGUCAAAGCCCUAGGUCAAUAUAGCUGCUUCGGAUUUUUUCGCUUUGCGUAAUAGGUAAAGGGACCCCUGACCAUUAGGUCCAGUCAUGACCGACUCUGGGGUUGCGGCGUUCAUCUCGCUUUACUGGCCGAGGGAGCCGGCGUGCAGCUUCCAGGUCAUGUGGCCAGCAUGACUAAGCCGCUUCUGGCGAACCAGAGCAGUGCACAGAAACGCCGUUUACCUUCCCGCCAGAGUGGUACCUAUUUAUCUACUUGCACUUUGAUGUGCUUUCGAACUGCUAGGUUGGCAGGAGCUGGGACCGAACAACGGGAGCUCACCCCGUCGCGGGAAUUCGAACUGCCAAGCUUCUGAUCGGCGAGUCCUAGGCUCUGUGGUUUAACCCACAGCGCCACCCGCGUCCCUUGCGUAAUAGAUGUGCUUAUGUUAGGACCGGUUGAUGCUGCCAUGAUUGGUGGUAAUUUUUUUAGUGUUUUAUCAACUGACCCUUAUUAUGGUCAGCGGGGGGGGGGGUGUAAGCAACGCUAGCAUUUUCAUGGAUUUUUGAGACUUACCCUUUAAAGAGGGGUUGGAUUCGUGAGAGAGACAACCUCAAUUUCAAAAAGGAGUGAGAACCAUUUAUAAACUAUAAUGGACGCUCGGGUUGCGAACGUGAUCCAUGCGCGGUGCACGUUCGCAACCCGCAGCGGGGCGUCUAUGCACACGCAGAUUGCGAUUCAGCGCUUUUGAGCAUGCGCAAAGUGCGAUUUAGCGCUUCUGCGCAUGCGAGACCACCAAAACCCGGAAGUAACCGUUCCGGUACUUCCGGGUUUCGGCGGGUGUGUUACCCGAAAAAACACAACCUGAAGCGACUGUAACCCGAGGUAUGACUGUACAGUGGUACCUCAGGUUACAUACGCUUCAGGUUACAUACGCUUCAGGUUACAGACUCCGCUAACCCAAAAAUAGUACCUCGGGUUAAGAAAUUUACUUCAGGAUGAGAACAGAAAUCAUGCGGUGGUGGCAGCUGGAGGUCCCAUUAGCUAAAGUGGUGCCUCAGGUUAAGAACAGUUUCAGGUUAAGAACGGACCUCCAGAACAAAUUAAGUACUUAACCCCAGGUACCACUGUAAUAAUAAUAAUAAAGAGGAGCGCUUCGUGGCUGCAGCGCAAGAGUUUGCUCCAAGAGACAGACUUGCCCAAGUUUCAUCUAGUACAGUGGUACCUCAGGUUACAUACGCUUCAGGUUACAGACUCCGCUAACCCAGAAAUAGUGCUUCAGGUUAAGAACUUUGCUUCAGGAUGAGAACAGAAAUCGUGCGGUGGUGGCAGCGGGAGGCCCCAUUAGCUAAAGUGGUGCUUCAGGUUAAGAACAGUUUCAGGUUAAAAACAGACCUCCAGAACGAAUUAAGUACUUAACCCCAGGUACCACUGUAUAUAAAAAGACAGUAUAAAGAUUUGGACUCAUUGGCAGGUUUUGACUAAACUUUCAGAACUAUAUAAGAGGUAAAAACCAGCAGGGUAUAGAAUUUGUUUAAUAAAUCAAUACGGAAAUACGGGGGAAGCCAAAGUGGGGGGGGGGGAGAAAUAUGGAUAUAUAAAUUGUUCGAUUAAGAUUUGUGGAAAAAUUGUUCUUACAAUUUGAAAAUUUAAUAGAAAUUAUUAAAAAAUAAAAAUAAAGAGAGGGUUGAAUUCCCCAAUGUAUAUCCUAUAGAGAAGAGCAGAGCAGAGUUCAGCACAUUACAUUCCUGCCCGACCCCAUCCCACAGCUGCCAGGAAUUUCUGCAGCACCCUGUUCCCUCCGUCUGGCUCUCUUGGAGAAGCCACCUAGGCAGAAUAAAGAGGAGCCCUUCGUGGCAGUGGCGCAAGAGUUUGCUCUGCCGUUGGCUGCUUGCUGUCCAGGGCCGUUCAGGAGAGCCUUUGCGGAAAGAUCUCCGGAAGAAAGCCCAAGUUCUGGUGGCGCUUCUUUCCCUGGGGGGGUCAGGUGAUGGUUGGAGACCUUCCCAAUUUCUCCUUCCAUGGAUUUGGUCUCCAAUAUGACACCCCACCCCCCUUCCCGGCUGCUUCUUGUUUCUCUCUCCUCCCAUGGUAAAGAAGCACAGCCCCUUCAGAGGAGUGUGGUAGCCUCUGGCUUUUGUCAGGAAUGCCUGGAAUGGCUGUUGCAUGUGGUCAUUUUUCACCUUAGGCCUUUCCUAAAACCCCCCCAUAUUCUAUCAAAACAGUGUCAGGAAAUCCAGUUCGCUUACGCCAAUGCGACUUUUAGUCUAGCUUCUCAGUUUUUAUUUUCAUUUUGUAAAUUUAAAGUUUAACGUGUAAUUUCCACGUAUAAUUCUUGGUCAUUGUUGCAAACCAUACAAUUCAGGUCGUCUAAUCCUACACAACUACAAAUUUCAGAUUAUAAAGCUUAAAGAAAGAAAGAAAGAACCGGACCCGCCUCAAAGAGCUAAAUGAGACAGCAACAUGCAAGUGUGUGCGAACGAGAAUAACUGUAUAAAUAUCUGCCUUCCCAUAAGGAGAAGCGCACUUGGCCCACGGUUCCUGGUUGUAUGGAGGAGCCCGUUGUGUGUUUUCACUAGCACUGAAAAGUGAUUUCGAAGAUGCACUUGGUGUGUGCGGACAGAUGGCAUGUCUAAGACAUUAUUGCCAGCAGCACAUAACAACAACAACAAUAACGAUAAUAAUUUAUCAUUUGUACCCCACCCAUCUGGCUGGGUUCCCCCAGCCACUCUGGGCGGCUUCCAACAAAGAUUUUAAAUACAUUAAAAUGCCACACACCAAAACCUUCCCUAAACAGGGCUGCCUUCAGCUGUCUUCUAAAUGUCAGGUAGUUGUUUAUUUCCUUGACAUCUGGUGGGAGGGCGUUCCACAGGGCGGGCGCCACUACCGAGAAGGCCCUCUGUCUGGUUCCCUGUAGCUUUGCUUCUCACAGUGAGGGAACCGCCAGAAGGCCCUUGGCACUGGACCUCAGUGUCCGGGUAGAACGAUGGGGGUGGAGACGCUCCUUCAGGUAUACUGGGCCGAGACCGUUUAAGGCUUUAAUGGUCAGCGUCAGCACUUUGAAUUGUGCUUGGAAACGUACUGGGAGCCAAUGUAGGUCUUUCAGGACUGGUGUUAUGUGGUCUCAGCAGCUGCUCCCAGUCACCAGUCUAGCUGCCACAUUCUGGAUUAGUUGUAGUUUCUGGGUCACCUUCAAAGGUAGCCCCAUGUAGAGCACAUUGCAGUAGUCCAAGCAAGAGAUAACUAGAGCAUGCACCACUCUGGCGAGACAGUCUGCAGGCAGGUAGGGUCUCAGCCAGAUGGAGCUGGUAGGUAGCUGCCCUGGAUACAGAAUUGACCUGUGCCUCCAUGGACACCUGUGAGUCCAAAAUGACUCCCAGGUGGUGCACCUGGUCCUUCAGGGGCACAGUUACCCCAUUCAGGACCAGGAAGUCCUCCACCCCCGCCCACCCCCUGUCCCCCAAGAACAGUACUUCUGUCUUGUCAGGAUUCAACCUCAAUCCAUUAGCCGCCAUCCAUCCUCCAACCGCCUCCAGGCACUCACACAGGAUCUUCACUGCCUUCACUGGUUCCUACUCUCUCCUCAUGCUCCCAGUGAACUUUUUCCUUUUCUUUCUUUGAGGGCACAUGUGAUCUAGAACUGAUGAGGGACCUUCUCCUCGGGAAAUAUGGGAAGAUGGCGAGCUGUUUGUCACCCUGCCCCCGCCCCAAAUACUCCUGGCGGGAACAAAUGGUUCUGCGAGCCCUAAUGCUUCGCCAGCCUCUCUGCUUUGCUCUCCCAGGCGGGAAAGGCUGGCAAAGAUCCAACCAUGGGCGUAAAGCGAUGGAGUAAUCGGCUACCCACGUUUCUCACGAGGGAAAAAGAAAUCAGAAAUAGGCUGAGGAAAUCGGCAUUGUCUUGCAUUUUUGUGGCCUUUCUAAGCCACACAAUCCUAGGUUAGGUACGAAUCCCCCUGAGCACCUCAGCUGUUCUCCACAAGCCACCGUCCUAAUAGAUGCAUUCUCUGUGGAGAGAUUCACGUGGCUUCACAUCCCAAAAGUGUUCAGUAAAGAGGCUGGAAGAUUACCCACUCACUCGGUGAAAACUGAUCUUGGGGAAAGGUCUCUAGGAAUGGCAUAGUUUAUUCCUGAGCGGCCCGUUUUAUCUUUUGUCUGCCCUAUCCCAAGGGACGCGGGUGGCGCUAUGGGUUAAACCACAGAGCCUAGGACUUGCCGAUCAGAAGGUCGGCGGUUCGAAUCCCCACGACGGGGUGAGCUCCCGUUGCUCGGUCCCUGCUCCUGCCAACCUCGCAGUUCGAAAGCACGUCAAAGUGCAAGUAGAUAAAUAGGUACCGCUCUGACGGGAAGGUAAACAGCAUUUCCAUGUGCCACUCUGGUUCGCCAGAAGCGGCUUAGUCAUGCUGGCCACAUGACCCGGAAGCUGUAGGCCGGCUCCCUCGGCCAAUAAAGCGAGAUGAGCGCCGCAACCCCAGAGUCGGUCACGACUGGACCUAAUGGUCAGGGGUCCCUUUACCUUUACCUUUAUCCCAAGUGUUACACCUCAUACCUUGGUAAAUUCCCCCUUUUUGAACUCCCAAAGGCUUUGAAGCCUGGAGGAUGUAAUUGGGAAGAUCUUGUUCUGUGCAUUUGAACCCCUGGAUGCAAGGAUUUAAAUAUUUAUCAGGAUCCUGAAUACCCGAGGCCCAAGCAUACUUUUGUACCCUUUUGCUGUUUAUAUUUCUUUACUCCCCUUCCAACUCUUGCCUCUUCUGGAGGACAAAAAGGUUGCCGCCGUUUUGUGACACGUUUGGCUGGUCCUAAUAAAAGAUAUUAUGCUACUGUGGAUUAUUUCUGCCCCCCUUAUGGGCCAGCAUGGCUUCCUUUGCUCAUUCCUCCUGCUUUGUGGCUCUUAGAUGUUCUGAGAACUUGAGUUAGGGACCUGGUCUUCUCUGAUCUUGGAUGGCAAAAGGGUAGAGUUUCUGCUUUUUUAAAUAGCCUCUGUGGAAAAUCAAGGAGAUGCUAAAGACAAAGGUCAGUUUGGAGAGGUUGGGGGACUCUCAUCCACUCCCCCUGGCCCAAAUUUUAUAUGAAUAUUAUAUAACCGCCCUGGAUGUGUGUAUGAGUUUGUUUUGCUUGUGUAAACUAUUGAGAGGUAGAAGCAGUGUGCAUUAAACUGAUGAAUUCUGUCACAUGUGACCUUUUGAAAACAGGAUCUUCCUGAUUCUAUGAUUUGAUGUUGGCACCAGGCCUAUGUCCUUCUGUGACAUUGUUGACAAGGAAAUCCAGCUUUCUAUCGCAUUGCCAUUCCCUGUUCCUGCCCCGAAAUGAUCGAUAUAUGCCCCUCUCUUGGCAGUUUGCAAAUGCAGAAUUCCAUGCUGGUCCCCUGCCUGGAGCAAGUCUGUCUGGAUAAAUAAGGGUCAUGGAGAUGACAUGAAGCAGUUUCCCAUGGCGCAAGACCCUUUAGGAGAUAGUUACACUCGGACAAGUCUUGGCAAAUGUGCUUCUCAGCAGCCCAAUGGUCAGUUAAGGCCGGUAUCUGUCUUGAGGGCAUGCCGGUGGCUAACCAAGCCAGAAAACAGAACUGCCGACUCAGGAUUUAACCGGGAGGCAUUGACGUUUUUAUUAAAGAUAAGAUACAACGUUUAAGAGUUUGCAUUGUGGUUACAGAAGUGGAUGGUUUUUACAAAUGGUACAGAUCUGUAACUAAUAAAGAAAAUGAAGAUCUGCUUGAGCAUUUGGGUGAGCCCGUGAGAAUGAAAUGCAAUGCAAAAUAAACUUGAGAUAAAACAAAAGCUAUGCAGUUUGCGAAGCUGGCAUUACAAAUAUAGGAAGCAAGCAGCCAACUGAACCACGUCCGUCGUUGAUUAAAUAAUUUGUUCUACUUGGUCCAAAGUGCAGAAAUGCAGUGGGGAGAAUAAUUCUCAGUCUGUGCUGCUGUCUGGCUUUUUAUACUUCUGUUUUGGUUAAAGGAAAAGCUGUGAUGGUUGGACGAUGCUUCCAUCACCAAUGGAGGAGCUACCUCCAGCUAUUGCAAUGGCCCUUACGUUUCCUGAUAGGAAUGUCUCGCCCCUGACUUCAUACUGUGUGUCUGGACCUUCCCAACACCUGGGUAUCUUGACUGAUUCACACGUCCUUCCUUGUCACCAUCUUCUGUCAUGGUUAUGACAGCGUGAAAUAAUCUGCGUCUCAUCUGCAGUAUUGCUAUUCCUUAAGAACUGAUGUUGUUGUUGUUGUUUAGUCGUUUAGUCGUGUCCGAUUCUUUGUGACCCCAUGGACCAGAGCACGCCAGGCACUCCUGUCUUCCACUGCCUCCCGCAGUUUGGUCAAACUCAUGCUGGUAGCUUCGAGAACACUGUCCAACCAUCUCGUCCUCUGUCGUCCCCUUCUCCUUGUGCCCUCCAUCUUUCCCAACAUCAGGGUCUUUUCCAGGGAGUCUUCUCUUCUCAUGAGGUGGCCUAAGUAUUGGAGCCUCAGCUUCAGGAUCUGUCCUUCCAGUGAGCACUCAGGGCUGAUUUCCUUCAGAAUGGAUAGGUUUGAUCUUGCAGUCCAUGGGACUCUCAAGAGUCUCCUCCAACACCAUAAUUCAAAAGCAUCAAUUCUUCGGCGAUCAGCCUUCUUUAUGGACUGAUGUACACCAAGGAAAAAAGGUUUCCUAUUGCUAAGCAAGGACCCUCUCCUCAUCAGUGACGGAGCCUACUCAGGGCUCAACCACACUAACCUUCGCUCAGCACAGCUCUGGGCAAAGGGCAAGGGCUUUCUAGGUCUGUGUUUGAGUCCUUCCUUCCUUUUUGCCCCAGUGCUCUCCCUUUAAAAUGCUGCUCUUUACUGCGGAAUUGGAACAAAUGGCAAUCUGCGGACAACUCAAAUUGCUCCAAUUCAGUGGUAAAUGUCGGGUUUUCCUGAAGAAAGCACCGGGGCAAAAACAACAAAAAACAACUAGUGUUAAAAUAUGGACUGGAGAAGCAUGAGCCUGUGGCUAGAAAGGCUACGUGUGGAUGAGCCCUUAGUCUUCAGCAGGUCUUUCUCAGCAGCUGUGAAUCAUGUACGAAAACAAUCCUUGCUUUAUUCUCCUGUAUAAAACAGUUAUUGUAAAGCAGCUUGUGCAAUAAUUUUCCAUCAAAGGCUCGGAUUUCACUCUGUACCUGAAGGUGCAUAGAGGCUCCGUCACACAAUCUGAGAUCUUCAUACAGAGAACAUACUGAAGUCUUAAAAUCUUUCAGGGGUCACUUGUGACUCCCCAUUAUCAUACCUCUGGAGGAUGUCUCAGGAUCCUGACUGAAACUACAGUGGUACCUUGGUUUACGAACUUAAUCUGUUCCGAAAGUCUGUUCUUAAACCGAAACCGUUCUCAAACCGAGGCGUGCUUUCCCUAAUGAGGCCUCCCGCCACCGGUGCCCUCCCAACGUUCGGCUUCCGUUCUUAGACCGAGGUAAAGUUAUCAAAACAAGACACUAUUUCCAGUUUUGCGGAGUUUGUAAACCAAAUUGUUCUUAAACCGAGGUACCACUGUAUUUGAUGGUUUUAGGAUGAAAGUAACGCUGCCUUGUCAGUCUUGUCCUGCCGUAGUUCAUUCAGAUGUCAAAGAGAUAAACAACUAUAUGACAUUUAGAAGACAUCUGAAGGCAGCCCUGUUUAGGGAAGCGACUAAUGUUUUAAUGUAUUUUUAACCUUCUGUUGGAAGCCGCCCAGAGUGGCUAGGGAAACCCAGCCAGAUGGGCGGGGUAGAAAUAAUAAAUUAUUAUUAUUAUUAUUCCCGUGGAGCUGGCUUCAGGAAUUCUGCGGAGGGCUGUACUUCAUGCCAAAUGUGCUCCUGAGGCUCGUGCUUCAUGUUAGUGCUGAGACAGUGAGUUUGACCCAUCAUCCAUUUGUACUUCUCUGUUUUGUACAAGUCAGAAGUGGCUCAGAAGCUAGGAAAGGGUACGUUCUAUUAUAUGUGGUGGACCUGUAGAAGGGAAAAAGAGUGAUGGGAAAUAAUUCACAGUGAACUGAAAAAAAAAUGUUUAAAAGCACUCCCCCCAAAAAACAAACAAACCCAGAGUCCUUUCUGUUGGGCAUAAUUCAGACUGAAAUUCCCAGGUGUCAAAAAAGGUUAUUUAUGUAUGCCACUACUGCAGCCCGUGUUUCAUUAGCCCAAAAAUGGAAAAAGAGUGAGGUCCCAACUAAAGAAGAAUGGCAAAUUAAACUGAUGGACUAUGCGCAGCUUGCGGACCUAAUUAUAGAAUAAGAGAACAAGAAAAACAUAUGUUUAAAGAAGAUUGGAAAACGUUUGUUGAAUAUAUGGAGGGAAAUUGUGUAUGAACCAUGGAAAGAGAGGAAGGGAAGUCGUUGAUAUUUUAAGGUUGUUUAAGUGAAUAUUAGGGACGUGGAUGGCGUUGUGGGUUAAACCACAGAGCCUAGGACUUCCCGAUCAGAAGGUCGGCGGUUCGAAUCCCCGCGACGGGGUGAGCUCCCGUUGCUCGGUCCCUGCUCCUGCCAACCUAGCAGUUCGAAAGCAUGUCAAAGUGCAAGUAGAUAAAUAGGUACUGCUCUGGCGGGAAGGUAAACGGCGUUUCCGUGCGCUGCUCUGGUUCGCCAGAAGCGGCUUAGUCAUGCUGGCCACAUGACCCAGAAGCUGUAUGCCGGCUCCCUCGACCAAUAAAGCGAGAUGAGUGCCGCAACCCCAGAGUCGUUCGCGACUGGACCUAAUGGUCAGGGGUCCCUUUACCGUUAAGUGAAUAUUCUAAAAUGUAAAACAGAAAGAAAAGGUGUCUUCCUCAACAGGCAGUCAGCUGGCCAGGCCUGCGGAAGCUCCUUGCUGGGGUAUCCCCUCCAAGCACAUUGCAUCUGCCGCUGACGCUGCCCUUGUCCGGGGCCCACCUGUCUGGCCCCCUUAUGAGGUUGCUUGCGCAUACCAGGGUCCACACAAAGUGCCCCUAGGAAACAUGGUAGCUGUGACAUGGGGGCUGCCUUGCACAUGAAAUAAGUCUCUGGGGGUGGCAGACCAAGGGGUGGGUUCGUGUUCUGCACAAAUAGUUUGGAGACGCUGCUGAGGGGGCCUUCCUUCCUGUUGUGCUUUUGCUCCCCACAGUACGAGUUCAAAGCCAAAAGUAUAAAGAAGAAGAAGGUCACUCUCAUGGUGUCUGUGGAUGGCGUGAAGGUGCUGCUGAAGAAAAAGAAGAAGAAAAAGGUGAGCUCCCGAUUUCUCGGGCUGCAAUAAACUCUGGGCACCGUCUGUGCAAUUCCUCCCUUAGGCUGGAUGGAAAGAGAUUUCUGUGCACCAAAGCGUUGACUUUCAUGAGGCGUCCACUGUCCUAUCCGGCUCCGUGAGGUAAAUGAGAGCCGACUCUUCCCCCCCCAUAUUUGCUCGGGGCACUUUUCUGCCCAGCAGGACGCAACCUGGGUGGCAAGGUUUCUUUUUGACUCUGCCGGACAGGCCCUUACCAGAAUUGGUCAAAUCAAAUGUUACAGAGGGGAAUGGCCCAGUCUUACAGGCAGCAGUGGCAGUGGUGGGGGACGGGGACGGGCGGAUGGACAGACAAAACAGAGGACACUUCUUUCUCUCCUUAGUGGACCCUGUCCCUGCUGCUGUUGCCAUAAGAAGAAUGAGCAGUGAGCCUGCGUUUUCAAAUGCACAGCAGCAUUUCUUAUUGCGUUGAGGGGGAAAUGAAGGAGAGAACGGAUCUUGUGGGAGGUACAAAAAGGUGCUUUGAAACGCAGUCUUCUUGUGCUUCCUACAGCGGGGCAGGGCGAGGGGAGACCAAGGGAAGAAAGAAGCUUCCUUCUCCUCUUUGCUCUCCUUCCACCCCACUGCCACUGCUUCCGGGUGCACAAAAAAGGGACGUGGGUGGCGCUGUGGGUUAAACCACAGAGCCUAGGACUUGCUGAUCAGAAGGUUGGCGGUUCGAAUCCCCGCGACAGGGUGAGCUCCCGUUGCUCGGUCCCUGCUCCUGCCAACCAAACAGUUCGAAAGCACAUCAAAGUGCAAGUAGAUAAAUAGGUACCACUCCGGCGGAAAGGUAAACGGCGUUUCCAUGCGCUGCUCUGGUUCGCCAGAAGCGGCUCCGUCAUGCUGGCCACAUGACCCAGAAGCUGUACGCCGGCUCCCUCAGCCAAUAAAGCGAGAUGAGUGCCGCAACCCCAGAGUUGGUCACAACUGGACCUAAUGGUCAGGGGUCCCUUUACCUUUACCUUUACAGCUUACAGGCCUUGUUUGGCUGUGUGCUCCUCUUACCUGAGUAGAACCUAAACCUUGCCCAUCAGCUGGCUAGCGCAGGCCAUAUCCUGCUGCAUUGGCUGCAGGUGCCUCUUGCUUCCUGGCAAAAGGCACCUGCAGCCAAUGCAGAGUCAAAUCUCAUCCCGCCCGCCCUGCGGGUUGCAGGUGACAUCAGCUGAUGCCAGGUCACCUGAAGGAUUGUGGGUGCACAAAACCUUCCUUGUGAGCUUUGUAAUAACUCUGCCACUCAGUGAGGCAUCUGUCUUGCUUAUACGCAGCUCUCUUUUGCAGAAGAAAGAGUGGGACUGGGACGAGAGCAAACUGCUGGUGAUGCACGACCCGAUCUACAGGUGAGAUCUCGAGAGCAAGGAAGGAGUGUCGGCUCAUAGCGCACUUAACUUGAUCGGUCGGUGUCUGGCCAAAGGAAAUCUACAGUUGGACCUCUGGCCACUGCUGGCAGGUUAAUGAAAGGGGAAGCAGAGCCUUGUCUCAGGAAGAAGGGAACCUCGCCCUGCAGACGAGGCACAAGGAGAGGAUGGGCUCGGUCGCUUUAAAAGCAAAAAACCCCCACAUAAAAUGGAAAAGGACAUGGUCUUGCUUGUCACUAUUCACAAGAGCCAGUUGAUGCCCCCUGCAGGUUGAUAGCAGGUGGACUUUUCUGGGUCAGGGAUCCCCUCGCCUCUCUGAGCGUUCCCACAUGAAGCCUGAUGUCCUUCAUUAGUGCCUCAUGUCCUGUAUGUAGAGGGACACGGGUGGCGCUGUGGUCUACACUACUGAGCCCCUUGGGCUUGCCGAUCGGAAGGUCGGUGGUUCGGAUCCCCGCAAUGGAGUGAGCGCCCAUUUCUCUGUCCCAGCUCCUGCCAACCUAGCAGUUUGAAAGCACGCCGGUGCAAGUAGAUAAAUAGGUACCACUGUGGCGGGAAGGUAAACAGCAUUUCUGUGCGCUCUGGUUUCCGUCAUGGUGUUCCGUUGUGCCAAAAGCGUUUUAGUCCUGCUGGCCACAUGACCCAGAAAGCUGUCUGUGGACAAACGCCGGCUCCCUUGGCCUGAAAGCAAGAUGAGUGCCGCAAGCCCAUUGUUGCCUUUGACUGGACUUAACCAUCCAGGAGUCCUUUACUUUUACCUUUUUAUCUUUAUGCAGGUAAAGGUAAAGGGACCCCUGACCGUUAGGUCCAGUCCUGGCCGACUCUGGGGUUGCGGCGCUCAUCUCGCUUUACUGGCUGAGGGAGCCAGCGUACAGCUUCCGGGUCAUGUGGCCAGCAUGACUAAGCCGCUUCUGGAGAACCAGAGCAGCGCACGGAAACGCCGUUUACCUUCCCGCCGGAGCGGUACCUAUUUAUCUACUUGCACUUUGACGUGCUUUCGAACUGCUAGGUUGGCAGGAGCAGGGACCGAGCAACGGGAGCUCACCCCGUCGCAGGGAUUCGAACCGCCGACCUUCCGAUUAGCAAGUCCUAGGCUCUGUGGUUUAACCUACAGCACCACCCACGUCCCUUCUUUAUGCAGAGCCCACCCCAAAUAACCAUUCCAAAACAGGAGUUCCCUACUUGCCCUUGUCCUGAUUUCCUCUUGUGCCCGGGUGGGAAGCUCUUAUUGGACUCCCACCCACGGCAACCAGUAUGGCCAGUGCCCAGGGGUGAUGGGACUUAUGAGUCCCACCACAGCUGGAAGGCCACAGGCUCCCAUCCCAGCCAAAGAGCAUGGGAGCCUCUUUUGCACAUCUUGAGCAUCUGUACAAUUACUGUGCCAUUCCUGCAGGAUAUUCUACGUGUCCCACGAUUCCCAGGACCUGAAGAUCUUCAGCUACAUUGCCAGGGAUGGCUCCAGCAACGUCUUCCGCUGCAACGUCUUCAAGUCGAAGAAGAAGGUGAGCUCCAAGCUGGUCUGGUCUGGCCAGCAGCAGGCAAAGCUUGAGGUGGAGCCUCUGAGUAUCUCUGUUUGCGGGGCAGGAUCAUGGUGUAAAUGUGGCGUUAGCACCUCUGGCAGAGCUUGCAGCUGGAGACACAUUGUGGAACCUCAGGCCUACUUAGAUGGGGAUUGUGAGCAGGUUACAAGGAAGGCAAUUUUCUCCCCCAGAUUGAAGCUAGUAUGAGAAAAGACCACCUGAGAAAGGUUUUUUCCCUUCUUUUACUCUUUCUUUCUGUUUUUACAUGCUAUGGUAGACUAAAACACCUGGAGGGGCCACCUCUGGACUUAAGAAUUGGCUUCCCAUGGAGAUGCAAAGAGGUGGAGGGAAUGUUCUUUCAUAUGGGGGGGGGGACUUGUAAAAGGGUAGAAGAGUACAGUGGUGCCUCGCAAGACGAAAUUAAUCCGUUCCGCGAGUAUCUUCGUCUAGCGGUUUUUUCGUCUUGCGAAGCAACCCUAUUAGUGGAUUAGCGCUAUUAGCAGUUUAGUGGCUAUUAAAGGCUUAGCGGCUUAACGGCUUAGCUGCUAAAAGGCUAUUAAAGGCUUAGCGGCUUAGAGAAAGGGGGGGGAGCGAAAAAAAAUCUCAAGACUUGCAAGACAUUUUCGUCUUGCGAAGCAAGCCCAUAGGGAAAUUUGUCCUGCGAAGCGCAUCGAAAAACGGAAAACCCUUUCGUCUAGCGGGUUUUCCGUCUUGCGAGGCAUUCAUCUUGCGGGGCAUCACGGUAUUGGGAAAUGGUCCAUAAUGAAUUGGGGAAAGAAUUAAAAGUACUUCCCCCCCCCAAAAAAAAACCCAGAGUCCUUUCUGUUGGGGAUAAUUCAGACUGAAAUUCCCAGGUGUCAAAAAACGUUAUUUCUAUAUGCCAUUACUGCAGCCCAUAUUUUGUUAGCCCAAAAAUGGAAAACGAGUGAAGUCCCAACCAAAGAAGAAUGGGAACUUAAGUUGACAGAAUAUGUGCAGCUUGCAGACUUAACCUAUAGAAUAAGAGAACAAGAGGAACAUACAUUUAGAGAAGAUUGGAAAACGUUUAUUGAAUAUAUGGGAAAUAAUUGUGUACAGCUGAAAACCCUGGCAGCAUUAAGAUAAAAUCAACAGUGUAAACAAGUUUUGAUUGAUGUAAUAAUGGAACACUGAAUGGUUUAGUUUAUGUACAAUAUGCAGGGUUUUAUGAUAUGCAAAAUGAACCAUGGAAAGAGAAGUAGGAAAGUCAUUGAUAUCUUAAGGAUGUUUAAUGAGUAUUUUAAAUUGUAAAACGGAAAACUUAAUAAAAAUUAUUUAAAAGAGAGAGAGGGAGGAUGGGGGAGCUGGGGACAGUUACUUGGGCACAAAUGCCUUGCCUGGACUGCUUGAAUGGUCAGGAUCCUGUGGGGCGCUACCUUCAGUUGGAGUUGCAUCCUUGGGUUUCUCUCCAGCUUGCAUCAGGGCAGAGGUGCAGGAGGUUCUCGAUUUGGCAAAGGGUCCAUGGUUCUUUGUGUCCCGGGAAGAACCUCUUUCCUUGCCUCUCUGCAGAGUCAGGCCAUGCGCAUUGUCCGAACUGUGGGGCAAGCGUUUGAGGUCUGCCACAAGCUGAGCCUGCAGCACACUCACCAGAAUGCGGACGGCCAAGAGGACAGCCAGAGCGAGAAGGGCAGAGAAGACCCGGAGGCGCCAGGUGCGUGGGCGAGGGCAAAGAGGCUGCUGCUGGCACCCUCAGUCUGGAUGUUCCUCCUCAGACUAAGCCCUGAAGAGAAUCACUCUCUUCUCAGAGCAACAGGGCUGGAGUGUGGAUCUGUCAUAGAUGCUUCGGUUGAGAUUCCUGGAAGGGUCCCUUCCAACGCCACAGUUCUGUGACUCUACAAUUCCAUAACCACCCCCGGGUGGGGAGGAAGCCCAACACCGUCCUCAUAGUGUCAGCCUACAGCAACGUGACGAGGAACCUUGCACUUAGCAAAGUUUGAGAAACUCCCUCUUCCUCUGACGCUGAGUUGAGAGGGUGGCAGAGCAAACAUCUGGCCCCAUUCUGACAGGGACUGGGAGAUGGCCUCCUCGGCCUGACCCUUCCAGAGAAGAAGAAGGCAGUUCAGAAUUACAACAGGGGUUUGAGGGAGGUCACAGGUCAGGGGAAGAUGAGGGGGAAAGUUGGGAAAUAAUGGGAGAGGAGGAGGAAGAAGAAGAAGCACCAAAGGGGCGACAGCUGAUGGACUCAGUGUCUUUAGAAAGCAUUCCAGACCCUCCAUCUCCCAGAAACUGGCGAACCUUGAAAGUAGGAGAGCAAAGAACUCAAAGGCAGAGGGCAUGUAGCAGGACCCUUAGCUGUGACACAUGAGAGAAGAACGGGGGUGGACACUCACUCGGGGCAACACCAUAAUUCCAAGAGGCUGUAUUCCCAAGCCUCUCUCUGUGAAUAUUGAAUAAAAAGCAGUUGGUAACAACUUUCCCUUGCCUUAUCCGUUCCUGGCGUCCUGCCAUGGGAGUUGGAUCCUCUGCCGCCUGACACAAUUCCCCCACAACCCACUGCCUGCCCCUUGGCAAGCAGGCCACCAGGAGCCUCCACCAGCCCCCUUGACCCUUAGAGGAGAAGAUUGCGGACUUCCUUCCAUUUUCUACCAAGAGUUUUCGGGGAUAAUUCCCUCCUCCUCCACCAUGCCCUCACGGUACCCUUUGUUUUCUCCUAGCCUUGCCUGAAGCCGAGUCGGUUGUUGCCGCUGAGGAAACGGACAUUGAUGCUGUGGACUCUGGGCUGCCGGGGAGGCACCACCUGGAGUUCAACAGGGGAGUGACGGACCUUGAUGCUGUCGGGGGAGAGCUGCCUGGCCUGCUUUGCACCAAGGUACGUUCAUCUUGAGGGACAAGGGUGGCGCUGUGGGUUAAACCAUAGAGCCUAGGACUUGCCGAUCAGAAGGUUGGCGGUUCUAAUCCCUGCGAUGGGGUGAGCUCCCAUUGCUCAGUCCCUGCUCCUGCCAACCUAGCAGUUCGAAAGCACACCAGUGCAAGUAGAUAAAUAGGUACCGCUCCAGUGGGAAGGUAAACAGCAUUUUUGUGCGUUGCUCUGGUUCACCGGAAGCUGUACGCCGGCUCCCUCGGCCAAUAAAGCGAGAGUCAUCCACGACUAGACCUAACGGUCAGAGGUAGCUUUAUAAGUGAAUCUGGUUGUAUUGGUCUGAAUUCUGCUAACCAGGUUUUAUACUGAUUGAAGGUCCCAAGUAAUUUUCAAGUUCCACUGAGAAUUCAGUGAGUGAAAGUUAAUAUUAAUGGCAACCCUGCCUGUUCCACCUAGGUGACAAUGAAGGAAGCAGUAACGACACAACUCCUCUCUGCCUACAAAAAUCUGUUGGCUCCCAUUUUGUAGAACCAGGAGUCUGCGAAAGAGCAGGCUUUAGCCACAGCACAGGAGCAGAAGAGAGGCCUGCAGAGCAAAUUUCCCAAGCCUUAGAGUCAUCUCGGGGGUGGGGGAAGACCCACGUUUCUACGGAUCUAAUCUGGGGGGGCAGGUUAAUAUUUCUUGCCUUAGAUAUGGCAAAUCAAAGCAACUCCGUGGUGUCUUCCCCCAGUGGGACUGAGGUCCAGCUCCGAGGGCCUUCUGGCGGUUCCCUCGCUGCGAGAAACCAAGUUACAGGGAACCAGGGAGAGAGCCUUCUCAGUAGUGGCACCCGCCUUGUGGAACGCCCUCCCACCAGAUGUCAAAGAGAAAAACAACUACCAGACUUUUAGAAGACACCUGAAGGCAGACCUGUUUAGGGAAGCUUUUAAUGUUAGUGGAUUAUUGUAUUUUAAUAUUCUGUUGGAAGCCGCCCAGAGUGGCUGGGGAAACCCAGCCAGAUGGGCGGGGUAUAAAUAAUAAAUUGUUGUUGUUGUUGUUGUUGUUUCUGAUUCCCUGCAGCUUGUUUGUCUUUUUCAGGGCUUGCUCCACAACGAGGACAUCCUCACGGCUUCCCCCGAGAUGUUGCUCCCAUCUUCUGCCCAGCUGUCUGAGCCAGGGACCCCUCUCUCUGCUCACCACCAAAGGCAGCUUUUGCAGCAGCUCUUGCAGCAGCAGACGCAGCAGACGCAAGUGGCCGUGGCGCAGGUUGUUAUCUUCUCUGUUCUGCGGGAGGGAAGAGCACAAAGGGAUCCACGGGGCAGAGCUGGUGCAUGAAAUGCUUCUGUCCUAGAAAUAGCCUGAUGCCUUAAAGGGCCAGUGGCUGGUGUCAUGAGAGAGAUGCCUUAUUGGGUCCCUGUGACUCUGUGUGGUGUACUGGUUAAGAGCGGUAGACUCGUAAUCUGGUGAACCGGGUUCGCUUCCCCGCUCCUCCACAUGCAGCUGCUGGGUGACCUUGGGCUAGUCACACUUCUCUGAAGUCUCUCAGCCCCACUCACCUCACAGAGUGUUUGUUAUGGGGGAGGAAGGGAAAUGAGAAUGUUAGCCACAUUGAGACUCCUCAGGGUAGUGAUAAAGCGGGAUAUCAAAUCCAAACUCUUCUUCUUCUCAUUCGCUCUCCUGCAUUGUUUUUUUUAUUGCUCGUUCAGUGUUUCCACGGAAUGUUGCUCAGGAGUCUGUUCCUCAUUCCUAGCUAUUUUUAAUUCUGCCUGCUAUCCCUUUUUUUAAAAAAAAACUUUUUUUAUUCAAAAUUAAAACAAAACAUAUUAUCCAGAAACAUAUCAUCCUUAUUUUUCCCCCAUUUCUCCUCCCUCCCCCCUCACAUAACACACCCACCCCCACCCCCGACUUCCCUCAGUUCCAGUCUUUGAUUUCUCUAAAAAUGCUGUUUCCCGCAUGUUACACAGUUGUAUAGAUCCUCAAACUAUUUAGCUGAUUAUUAUCAAUAAAAAAUUUGUGAAUGUUUAUUCAAAGCCAGCCUAGGGGUCCAGUUCGCUUUGUUGCGUCUUCAAAUACUUCGUAAAGGGUUCCCAUUCAUCUUUAAAGUCACAGUUAUCCUUGUCCCGUAGCUUGUAUGUCACUUUUGCCAGUUCUGCGUAGUCCAUCAAUUUUUCUUGCCAUGAUUCUUUAGGUUUUUAUUAUUAUUAUUACUCGUUCAGUGUUUCCACGGAAUGAUGCUCAGGAGUCUGUUCCUCAUUCCUAGCUAUUUUUAAAUCUGCCUGUUAUCCCAGCACGGCUUCCAACAGUUAUCUUGGCUUUCAAUAUCACCAGAAUACUGCUGUUCUCCGUCUUUGCCCCAGCUCAUUCUCCCUCCGUUCAGUCUGGCACCUCCAACUGCUUAUCCUGCCUAAUUGGAUGUCUCAUCACAAUUUCAAACUCAAGAUCUUUUCUCCUAAGCCUUCCUCUGAUCAUUUAUUCUCUCUCUUUAAAAAAAAAAAAAAAAAAUAUUAGAUUUUCCACAAUGAUAACACAAACCACAAAGCAAAAUGACACACAAAAACAGAAAAAAGAACAAUAAACAGAUAAACAAUAACAACAAACUUAAUUCUUCACAAAUCCACCUUUUAAACAUCUUGGUUGACUUCCUCAAAUCCCUCCCUUCUGAGUUUCCUUGUAAUUAAAAGUAACAGCUUUCCAAUAUCAUUAUUAAACUAAAACAAUUUCCAGUUGUAGUCCAUCUUAUUCACUUUUCUUAACAUUCUAAAUCCCAUUUAUUUAAUUAUAACUUCGUUUAAUCCUAGGCCUGUUUGUUUCUUUCAAGUAAUUUCUAAUUUUUUAUAUUACAAUAUUUAUUCAAAUAGUCCUUAAAUUUCCUCCAGUCCUCUUGAAACUCCUCUUCUUUCUGGUCGCGGAUUCUUCCAGUCAGGUCAGCUAGCUCCGAAAAGUCCAUCAUCUUCAUCUGCCAAUCUUCCACUGUUGGUAGUUCUUGUGUUUUCCAAUUUUUAGCAAGUAAUAUUCGAACGGCCGCCUGAUCAUUUAUUUUCAGUAGCCAGUAGCAAUGACCACGGCUUCCUCUGUUGUCCAGGCACCAAGCCUCGAUUUCAGCUUUGAAGGCUCCCUCUCUCUGGCUCUUAGCGUCACUCAGUGCCCAUCGCGUUUGUGCUCCCUGUGCCAUGUUGUGAAAAUCCACUUUUCCUGGGGGCAUUUUCUACCCUCUCUUUAGGAACCUGUAACUGCAUUCUCACACAGUUUGUCCUAGUUAACUUCAUGCUUCCUUCCCUCUGUUGGUUUCCCCCUUUCAAAAUAUGGGUAAGGAUCUGGCUUUCUUUGCUUCUGUUUCUCUGCAAAGCGUUAGAUACAUUUACAAAGACGCUGUCGAUGCUUCAGCACAUAUCUUGCAUCCCGGCUUUUUACAAUGAUGGGAUACAUGGUAGGUUUGUAUUUGAUCAUUGAUUAAAAAAUAAUAAUCUGUGGCUGUUUACCAUUAGAUUUUCCUUUAGUUACGCAGUGAUUUAGUACUUACGUCUGUUUCUGAAGCUAGCUUCUGUGACUGUUGUUUGUUGUUGUUUAGUCGUUUAGUCGUGUCCGACUCUUCGUGACCCCAUGGACCCAGAGCACUCCAGACACUCCUGUCUUCCACUGCCUCCCACAGUUUGGUCAAACUCAUGCAGGUAGCUUCGAGAACACUGUCCAACCAUCUCGUCCUCUGUCGUCCCCUUCCCCUUCUGCCCUCCAUCUUUCCCAACAUCAGGGUCUUUUCCAGGGAGUCUUCUCUUCUCAUGAGGUAGCCAAAGGAUUGGAGCCUCAGCUUCACGAUCUGUCCUUCCAGUGAGCACUCAAGGCUGGAUUUCCUUGAGAAUGGAUAGGUUUGAUCUUCUUGCAGUCCAUGGGACUCUCAAGAGUCUCCUAGGGCUAUUUUUUGCAUUAUAGCCACAACAGUGAUUAUCUGACGUUUAGUCCUGAUUCGUGAAUUCUGAAUACUUUGAGGCGAUUAAUUUUCAACAGGUCCUUUAGGGAAUCACCAACUCCAGCAAGAGUGAUUUGAAACAGAGCCAUGCCUCCAUUUUGUUUGUUUUUGUUUAAUUUAUAUCACUUUUAAGCAAUACUUUAUAUACAAUGGGAAAAGACAUGCAUAGGCCAAAUACAAUGUUGAAAAUAGCAUUUUCCAUAACAAAAAACCCAAACAUUCAUGUACAUGAAUUCAAGAAGGACCACCCUUCUGUCUGUUGCAGUUUAUUUAACAAUAUGCUAUAGAAGUAAGAAACGAGUUUUGUUUCCCCCCCUCAUUAUAUACAGUGAUUGAAUCUUCUUGCAAUUUUUCAUAUUUAUAGUAAUUCUAGAGCUUGCGUGAUUUACGCUAUAAUUGCGCUUCCUCAUUUCAAGUUUCACAUCGCUGAAUUAAAGAAAAGAAUAUGCUUCUUCCCUAUUAAAAUUAGCAUGGCCUGAGAAGUGAUCAUCCCUAUUUUAUUUUUAUUUCUUUGUAAACCCGAAACCAGUUUUUAUCAAUUUUGUUUCUGUCUCUGAGAUAGGUUAUUGUAUUUUAGUGUUUUGUUGGAUGCCGCCCAGAGUGGCUGGGGGGACCCAGCCAGAUGGGCGGGGUAUAAAUAAAUUAUUAUUAUUAUUAUUAUUAUUAUUAUUAUUAUUAUUAUUAUUAUUAUUGUGGCAAAGAUGCUUGGCCUGAAGGCAUGUUGCCAGGCGGUAGAAAAUGUGGGUGUGCCCACACUGUGCAUAAUGUAUGUCCCCAAAAUGUCCUCGUGGGGGGAGGGGGGAGUCCUGUAAAAAUAAGGGAGGAAGCCACGCCAUUGGGUGCCUUCUCCACAAAACAAUUUGCAAUGUUUCAGGAUCCCCCACCCCCUCCCCAAUUUGGGGAAACUAGCAGUUUUGUGACGGCCCUAGCAAGUGUGUUCCUACAUGGGUGCAGAGUGUCUUCCGAGAAGAUUUCCCUUUGCUUCCUUCCCCGCUUCCUCUGAGCAUCUCACCUGAGUCUUCCUUUAUCUCUGUUCCUGCAGGUGCACUUGCUGAAGGACCAGCUGGCAACAGAGGCCGCUGCCCGCCUUGAGGCCCAAGCCCGAGUGCACCAGCUCCUGCUUCAGAAUAAGGACCUCCUGAACCAUAUUUCGCUUCUGGUGAAGCAGGUGCAAGAACUAGAGGCAAAGCUGUUGGGAUCCAACCCCAGUAAGAGCUCCUUCUCCUCCAUAUUCCUCCUCCCUUGUCAUUCUUCUGCUUCUCCUUAACGCUUAGAGCAAGCUUUUCAUCUGACAGUUGCUCUUCUGCCUUUGUGCUUACCAUCGCAGUGACACUGUGAGCAGGAGUGGAGGAAGGGGGGUGCGGUGGGGGUGGGCCGCCCCGGGUGUCACCACUGGGGGGGUGACAAAAUGCCAGAUGGCACUCACCGUGGGGUCUGCAGCGCGCCUGAGCUACCCGUCUCUCCUGGGAGUGACACGAUGGCUUGGGCGCCCGCAGGCUCCACUCUGCCCCAAACGGUCCGCCCGCCGCCUCCCCCUCAGGUAUAGGGCAGCUGAGUGGGAGGAGGCAGGCAGACUCCUUGAGGCCCCACGGAGCGUCCUGCCCUGGCUUGCCCCGCCAUUGACUGUGAGGCAGGGAUUUCCCCCGAUCUGUUCAUUGAAAUAUUUAUAUAUUGUUUUCCCGGUUGCUAAAAGCAGUUUGCAAGCCAUUCAAAGCUAAACAAAUCAGAAGGUGUCAGCAAAAUCCCAGCUACAGAAAGAUGUCACCUGAAAUCCAACCUAAAGAAACAUGUAUUUUCAGCCCGUAUAAAAUGAAAAUGGGGGUUAGCCUGUACCAAUAGAGGGAGUCAGUAAAGCACCAAGGAGGGUGGUGGUCUCAAAUACUGACUGUCCGACUGACUUGACUUUCACAAGCCUCAUGGGACAUUCUCACCAGCUCCCCAAAGGUGGCCAUAGGAGGGACAUAUUCUCUCCAUUGGGCAAGAUUCUCCCAUGUUUCAGGCUCUCACGCCAUGGACCCAGCUGCAUGCUAUUUCCCUUGUUUUGGACAGUCUCCUCCACUUGGCUGCCCCAAUGUUCAUCCCUAACUCUAGAACAUUAAUGAACAAGUUAAGAAGCACAGGUCCCAAUCCCGAUCCUUGGGGAAACUCCAAUUUCUACAUCCCUCUGUAGGGAGAACUGUCAAUUUUCCCCCUGCUCUAUAUUUUCUGUUGCUUAGCCAGUUGCUGACCACAGGUGGCGCUGUGGUCUAAACCACAGAGCCUCUUGGGCUUGUCGAUCAGAAGGUCAGCGGUUCGAAUCCCCACGACGGAGUGAGCUCCCGUUGCUCGGUCCCAGCUCCUGCCAACCUAGCAGUUCGAAAGCACGUCAAAGUGCAAGUAGAUAAAUAGGUACCGCUGCAGCGGAAGGUAAAUGGCAUUUCCGUGCGCUCUGGUUUCUGCCACAGUGUCCCGUUAUGCCAGAAGUGGUUUAGUCCUGCUGGCCACAUGACCCAGAAAGCUGUCUGUGACAAACGCCGGCUUCCUCGGCCUGAAAGCUUGAUGAGCACUGCAACCCGACAGUCGCCUUUGACUGGACUUAACCGUCCAGGGGUCCCUUUACCUUUGUUUACCUUUUUUUACAUGACAUUUGCUGCCAGCCUAGAGGAUCUCCGGUCUGAGCCUCCCUCUCUCCCAUCAGGCAGACUGGAUCAUUGGCGUGACGCUGCUUCUUCUCUCUUUGUCUUUCAGGAGGCUCUCGAGACAGCUUGCUGGAAAUCACCUUCCGCCCCGGCGGGCUGCCCGUUCUGUGUGACCCCAGCACCCCUCUGCCCGAAGACACUCGCCCCCUCCAGCUCCACCCCAGCUUCUCCAACGCUGCCAACUCUCUGGCCAGCCCCUUAGGUAGGAGUAACUGCCUGGCGAAGCUGGAAUGUUUCUGCUUCCUCCCAGGCGACGGCCCUCCCUUGGGCAGCUUGGAGCUCCUCAAGUUCCGUGAGUCGGGGAUCGGCUCCGAGUUCGAGUCCAACACGGACGACAGCGAGGAGUGGGACUCGUGGGGCCAGGAGGCCUCGCUCCGUCUGCUCAGUGUCCUCAACAAGCAGGGCCUGGGAGAUAGUUUGGAAGAAGAGGUUGCCAUUUAAGAGGAGGCAGAGAUCUCAGGCCUGUGGCAAGCGACAGGGGAGGAGAGUGUGGGGGGCUCAGGCCUCCUUGCAAACAGGCCGGAGAAAGCCUGCUUCUUUGUUUGUCUUGGUACCUGGAAGUCAGGAGUAGGGUGGUGGUUUUCCUCCUGAAGGCAAGAGCCGCUUUCCGGGGCGCCCAAAGGUCUCAGGAAUUGUUUUCAUUUAUUUAUAUAUGUAUUUUAAUGCCAUAUUGCACCACCAAAAAGGGAUACCUGGUGCAAAUGACAGCAUCUUGAGGAUCCUCACCUUUCUUUUAGAGAAGCUAAAAAGGUGUCAGCAGUUCCUGGUGAAACCUUAAAAAGCCAGCAGUGAGAGUGUGCAAGGUUGCCAGUGUCCAGGUGUUGCUUCAUAACACUCCCCCCCCCACACACACACUCCCCAAAAGACCUAUUAGACGCUGGAUAAAUUAUGCAAAUUAGCAAGGACCUGCAAGUUGGCCUCCUUUGCAUCAUGCAUACAGGUGGCAGAAUUCAGAGGGGCCUUUUGUGUACCUAGUGGGUUAGAUUCGGCUACUGAGUCGCAUCCGCAAAAGCCCUGCAAGGGGAUUUCCCCUCCUCCUCCUCCCUUGCUGCCUCCUGUACUUAGGAUAAUCCCUAGUCAGCUUCCAGACAGGACCAAUAGCCUUACGUUUCUGCAAACCUCUGAAAGAAACAGUUCAAUUAUGACAGGGGUUGUCUGUGGGUAAAUGAUCGAACCUUGGUUGGAAUUGGUAUUAGAACUGUGGGCCUGAUAACUUCUCCUACAGUUUUUGAAUACCGUUGAAAUUCUUGACACGGCAGCCUCAGUUUCAGAAGCUCAAGUCGUCCUCUUUUGUCGUAACUCUGGCACCUUAGUCCCCCGAGCGCAUAACUGCAGGAACGCAGGAGCGGUUCCUUAUGGAAGCAACUCCACAAAAGGCCUGUGUGUCUGAAAGCUCAGGCUGCCUCUGCGUUCGUUCCAAAAAUCUCCUAGACGAGUCAGAGCUAUAGUUGCGCUUGGAACUGGGCAUGGGAAAAGUUAGAAUUUCUUUGUCUAAACUCAGAAAACGGGUCAGUUCUUUCUAAGCAAGUGUGCGGAAUGGAUGGGUGAGAGGCAGAGCAAAGACUACAUAUGUUCCUCUCUAGCUUGGAUUUGAAGCUGAGCCAGAGAAGAACUUUUGGGGGUUGCAAUGCGUGUUUUGUAUGGAGGCAAGUGUUAUAAACUUUGCUGUAUUUGUUCUCUGAGAUGCACUCAGGCAAUGCUUGGCAUCAUCAGUAGUUAAGCGUUCCAUUGGCUCCAUGUUGUGAUUGUCCUUUGGGAAGUAGCAUCUCAGUCCUGGCCUUCCAUGGGCCAGGUUCUUUUCCCCACAUGGGACAUGGCCUUUCCUGCUUUCUCUUUUGUGGCUUUCUGAGGGAUAGGGCGAGCGGCGUACUGCAAGCGAGAGGUCCAGAUUUUUUAGUUUUAACUUAAGACACACAAGAAUCCUAAAGGAGCUUCUGUGUUCAGAAUAGGUAAAGGUAAAGGGACCCCUGAACAUUAGGUCCAGUCGUGGCCGACUCUGGGGUUGCGGUGCUCAUCUCGCUUUAUUGGCCGAGGGAGCCGGCGUACAGCUUCCGGGUCAUGUGGCCAGCAUGACUAAGCCGCUUCUGGCGAACCAGAGCAGCGCACGGAAACGCCAUUUACCUUCCUGCCGGAGCAGUACCUAUUUAUCUACUUGCACUCUGACGUGCUUUCGAACUGCUAGGUUGGCAGGAGCUGGGACUGAGCAACGGGAGCUCACCCCGUCACGGGGAUUCAAACCGCCGACCUUCUGAUUGGCAAGUCCUAGGCUCUGUGGUUUAACCCACAGCGCCACCCACGUCCCUGCAAAAUGGACUUCUCACUUUCAGGGAGCUGUUGAGUAAAACAACAGGGCGGUUUCUUAAGCGUCCCUGCGCAGCAUAAACUGAACUAGAAUUCAGUCGUGCAAGGCAGCAAGACAUCAUUUCGAUCUCUGAGGACUGGCCCAUAUUAUGACAGGCAGCUAGAAGAAGCAUCAGUGCCCCUCUUCCUUCCAGCUCUUACCCUGACCAGAAGCUGCAGCAACGGUGGUGCAGAGAUCCCUGCUGCCCUCUUAAUACUGCCCUGAAGAAGCAUCAUGUGCUCAGAAACAUUAUGGGGCUGUUGGGCUUUUGCUCACUUUGACCUUUCCUUAGGUGUUUCCAUAGCUCGAAUUUUGUUCUAUUCUCCUGCAAGCCGCUGCAGACUUUGCCAUUACAGUGGUGCCUCGCAAGACGAAAUUCGUUCUGCGAGUUUUUUCGUCUUUCGCAUUUUUCGUCUUGCGAAGCACGGUUUCGCUGGGUAUUAACGGUUUUCAGAAAAAGGAAACAAACUUGCAAGACGUUUUCGCCUUGCGAAGCAAGCCCAUAGGGAAAUUCGUCUUGCGAAGCAACUCAAAAAACAAAAAACUCUUUUGUCUUGCAAGUUUUUCUUCUUGCGAGGCAUUCGUCUUGCGAGGUACCACUGUAUUUAAUUUGCAGGCUGUUCCCUAGGUUUGUGAGGAACGACCGCUUCCGGCCUUCCCUGUUGGGGAGCAUAAGGCACCAAAGGAAGAUUUACAAUUAAUAUUUGCCAGGGCGUUCUGCAAAUCCUCCCAAGGAUUUGCUUGCAAACAAGGGUCAUAGGAUGUAGUUGGAGGAACUGCAACGAUGAAUAGGGAGAGGGGGAGAUACAGCUGGACAGGGAAGCACGUUGCAUUUAACUGCUGUGCAGUUCUUAUUAAGCAAAUUGGAUUUUUUAAUAAUAAUAAUAAAUCCAUGGGUGAUUUUUAUGCAAAACUACUGAAGAUAGAAUUUGGGGAUGCAGUUUUCACAUAGCAUCCACAGGAAUCCACCUGUGUCUGCAAGACAAGACCUUCUUUUGCGGCUGCUCUCCACCCUUUCCUUCCACCCCUGGUUCAGAGAAAGCAAUGCAAAUGUGGUAAGCCAUUGAACAAGCUGUGUCCCUUCCCCUCUCUUGCGCAGCUUCAGCAAAGCUUUCUUGGUUUCCUGUGGCGUAUCCAGGUUUGGAGGGAGGGAGCUCUUAAGCUACUGUUUCCUGGUCUGGAUCUCGCAGGAAACCAUGGCUUAGGAAAACAAGUGAAGUUUCCUGUGAGAGGGAAGCGGCACAUGGCUGGGCCUUAGGUUGAGAAGCCACGGUUUAUCUGACCAGGGUUGUUACAUCCGGAGCUAGUUUAUGUCUGCCACUUAAGAGCUAGUGUGGUGUAGUGGUUAAGAGCGGUGGACUUGUAAUCUGGUGAACCGGGUUCGCUUCCCCGCUCCUCCACAUGCAGCUGCUGGGUGACCUUGGGCUACUCACACUUCUCUGAAGUCUCUCAGCCUCACUCACCUCACAGAGUGUUUGUUGUGGGGGAGGAAGGCAAAGGAGAUUGUUAGCUGCUUUGAGACUCCUUCGGGUAGUGAUAAAGUGGGAUAUCAAAUCCAAGCUCUUCUUCUCUUCUUAACCCAGCGAGUUUGAAGCCAAAUUAGCUCCCCUGAGGAAGUCUGGCCCAUUGUUUGCUCGGCAGCUUGGGCUUUCAGGGACGCAGCUCAGGGAGAAAGUGCCUUCGGGGUGAAUUGAGAGGGAGGGCGUAAUCCUGCUGGUCUUGUUCAGGAAGAGGAAGGGAGCAUCCGAGAUACUUCUGUGUUUUGGCAAGAGCCAUGAAGGGGCUGGGCUGCUGCUCUCAACCUACGUCAGGCCCUGAUAUCAUAAGACCUUGCUGAAGACAGGAGGGAGGCAUGAAAGUGGGAAGGGGGUGAACAAAGGAAUGCUUUUCGAGAUGGAAUGAGUGUGUGUCGGUUGUUAGGGCAGGAAAGCGCCUGCCAUAGAGCAGCCAGGGCAGAGGUGCCAGCAUGCCCAGCAACACUGGCAGAUGCCUCAGGCAAGAAAAUGCAAUUUGAAAAGGAAGGCACCUGAUCACAGUUCAUGGGGCAGAUCACUCACAGCAGCCCAGACUGCUUAGACCAUGGGUAGGCAAACUAAGGCCUGGGGGCCGGAUCCGGCCCAAUCACUUUCUAAAUCCGGCCCACAGACGGUCCGGGAAUCAGUGUGUUUUUACAUGAGUAGAAUGUGUCCUUUUACAGUGGUACCUCGGGUUACAUACGCUUCAGGUUACAGACUCUACUAACCCAGAAAUAGUACCUCAGGUUAAGAACUUUGCUUCAGGGUGAGAACGGAAAUCGUGCUCCGGCGGUGUGGCGGCAGCAGGAGGCCCCAUUAGCUAAAGUGGUGCUUCAGGUUAAGAAUAGUUUCAGGUUAAGAACAGACCUCCAGAACGAAUUAAGUUCUUAACCCGAGGUACCACUGUAUUUAAAAGGCAUCUCUGGGUUAUUUGUGGGGAAUUUGUUCAUUAUUAUUUUUUUUCAAAAUAUAGUCCGGCCCCCCACAAGGUCUGAGGGACAGUGGACCGGCCCCCUGCUGAAAAAGUUUGCUGACCCCUGGCUUAGAGGGACUCUCAGAGGAUGGCCUUUCUCCAUCUCCUGGCAUUCCACAGAUGGUUCCUUCAUAAAUCCUCUUGGGAGUUUCCUCCGCAUUUUCCCUUUCGUUUUCUCCUUUUGCAAAAGCAGUGGAUGUUAUGGAAUUUCUUUCUCUGUAAGUGCACUUAAGCCCCGGCCGGUGGUGUUAGAGCUUCUUGCCUAUUGCUAAAUAAAUCUUCCUUAUUUCUAAAGCUGAACUGACGUCUCUGCUUUCUUUGCUUUCCUUGUAUCUUUUCACACUUCCCUCCUUUCUUCUCGAUCACCUCGAGUGUUACAAGAAAGAUGGCUGGUUUGUUCAGGGUUCCUUACAAGGAGUAGCACAGCAACCUUCAGUUAGAGAACAGGGACCCAAAUUUAACACCCGGAGUCUGGAAAAGAGAAAAGGUCAUGUGAAAAUCUGUGGCUAACACUGGCAGGUCCCAAGGUAGGUUAAAGGUAAAGGGACCCCUGACCAUUAGGUCCAGUUGUGACCGACUCUGGGGUUGCGACACUCAUCUUGCUUUAUUGGCCGAGGAAGCCGGCGUACAGCUUCCGGGUCAUGUGGCCAGCAUGACUAAGCCGCUUCUGCAGAACCAGAGCAGCACACGGAAACGCUGUUUACCUUUCCGCUGGAGUGAUACCUAUUUAUCUACUUGCACUUUGAUGUGCUUUUGAACUGCUAGGUUGGCAGGAGCAGGGACCGAGCAACGGGAACUCACCCUGUCACGGGGAUUCGAACCGCCGACCUUCUGAUCAGCAAGUCCUAGGCUCUGUGGUUUAACCCACAGUGCCACCCGCGUCCCAAGGCAGGUUGUGCAUAACCAAAGACUGUUUGAAGAGACCAAGUCCUGUAUUCCACCUCUCCCCCAAUAGAACAAUGGUUUGCAGAGAACAGCUGUGCCAGACAGGCAUUGCACCGGUGCUGCCAGACGGUCAGACCUUAUGGGGCAGAAGGUUAGGGUGGAAAGCAUCAACCCUAGUGGCAUCUUAGCAGUUUAAACCUGCUGGCACUCCCAAGUCUCAUGCUGCAUCGUCAGCCAAGGAAAAAGAACCAUAAACCUUUCCACUAGUGAGUCAGGGCUUUCCCCCCCCCCCACAUUUUCUAGGAGCAGGUCUGUGCUUUCCAAGUCUGAGCACUCCCCCUCCCCCACCCACUGCAAAAGCCCGCUUUUUGAUGCUGGAAGAAACUGAAAUUUGGGGUUUCCCCAGAUUGCUGUUUGCUCCAAUUUAGCAGUAAAGAGCAGCUUUUUGCAAGGCAAGCGCUGAGGUGAGGGGGCUCAGAUGCAGUGCAGGCCUGCACCUAGAAAUGCGGCGCAAAAGAAAGUCUGGAUGAGCCCUCGGGCAGCUGUCCCGGACGAGAGUGUGCCAUGAGGCGUGCAGUAAUGUUAAUGGUGUGUGCCAUCCAGAAUUAUGGUGCUUGGGCUGUUCCCAACAUCCUCACCAAUUGCGGUCUGGGAGCUGUCCUGGUUGUUCUUCUUUCCUUAGCAAAAUGCACACUCACCUCUACGACUGUGCACUCCUAGGUGGGGAAACCCUGUGAAAAGGCUGCACUCAGAGGGCUAUCGUAAGUAGCCGGAAUGUUGUGCCUUGGAGGCCCUGGCUGACCGGUGAAAAACCAGCUCUGAGGAAUAGCAAAGGGAGAGAGACACUGGGAGGAAAAAGCAGGAACCAAAACAGCCUUUUAAAUGAUGGUACAGAGGGUCAGGCCACCCUACUUAGCCCAGCUGCCGGAACAACAUGGUCUUCACCUGCUGACAGAAGGACAAUGAGGAGGGAGCCAGUUUGGCUCCUCUAGUUAGGGAGUUCCGAAGCUGGCACCACCAAGAAGACCCUCCUCUCCCGCAGCCCCACCUGCGAAGGUCUAGGGACAGAAAGAAGAGCCUUCCCCAAAGAUCUCAGAGCCCAGGAAGGUUCAUAUGGGGGAUUAGAGUCCUUCACACAACCUGGGCCUAAGCCAGACUCUACGCAGACAUUGCUCCUUCGCACCGGGGGCAGGGGGGACAGACCUGGCUGGCCCGUGUUCCCCCUCGUGUGGAGGAACUCUGCCCCAGCCUCAGGGUAUGGGCACAGAAUCCAUUCCCCCCCACCUGCCAAAUAGCAGGGCGUUUUCCAACUACACUAAAUGGUCCCUGUCCCCCUUUAACCUUUCUGCAUAGGUAAACAGCUCCUGUCCCCUGAUCAGUGUAAUUGCCCCAUUGCUACACUUUUUUCCAAAACACAAAAAUCCUUUGGAGAUGCUGCAACCAGGACAGGACCAGGACUGAACUGGAAGUGACCCCGUACCUUUCCUCUCUAGGAGAACCCCGGACCGGGCUGGCUGGGGCAGAUGGGAGUUGGGGGCCCAAGAAUGUGGAGGGAGGCACCAGAUUGGCUACCCCUGAUUUAUAGACCUCCCACCACCCCCAUUUUACCACCUCAGUAUACAGAGUCAACAGUCUCAUUGAGCAUUCCUCCAUGAGCCAGCGUGGUGUAGUGGUUAAGAGGGGUGGACUCGUAAUCUGGUGAACCGGGUUCGCUUCCCCGCUCCUCCACAUGCAGCUGCUGGGUGACCUUGGGCUAGUCACACUUCUCUGAAGUCUCUCAGCCUCACUCACCUCACAGAGUGUUUGUUGUGGGGGAGGAGGGGAAAAGGAGGUCUUAGCCGCUUUUCGACUCCUUAGGGUAGUGAUAAAACGGGAUAUCAAAUCCAAACUCUUCUUCAUGAUUUUUUCCUAGUCACUUGCAAAGCUUACAUUUGAAGUUAGGGAGUGAAGCCUCAAUGUAUGGGGCCUGCCCACUGGAUCUCAAUUUUCAUUUUGUUUUCCGUACACUAUGUUUGUAGCAGCUCUGAAAGGACCAUCUGUUUGGAUUUUCACUAUUUUAGUAAAUAACUCAGUGUCCUCUUCAAACCUGGCCACCUUGCUGCUCACCCCAUUUCUAGGUCGUGUAAGAAUAAAUCAAAUAGCAUCACUCUCAGGACAGAUCCUUCUUCUAUUGUGGAAUCUUAUCAGUCUAUAACUGCUGUCUCUGUCUUCUUUCUUGACCUUUUAAGGAUCAUUAAUGCUGGCCCAAUCCAGGGAACAUUUCCAAAAUGAUACCUUGGAGGUUCCAUCCUAUAUCCAGCAACCCAGAAUUUUCUUCCAAACCCUCCACAGCCACUGACUUCUCCUUGGCGCUGCCUGCCCAGCAUAUGAUUUCUGUACUUUCUGUGCCCCUGCAUUAGAUAAUUAGAUAGAUAGAUAGAUAAUUUAUUACGGUCAAAGACCAGAUUCCCCUGCUUUGUUUCUCACUAAGUGCCUGUCCUCCUUCCCAUUGCCAUGCAAUCCUUUUAGACCAGACAUGUUAAAAAUCAGGCACGUCCAACAGGUAGAUCAUGAUCUACCGAUAGAUCACUGAACGUCUGAGAUAGAUCACUGGCCGAUCACUGGCUCCCCCCAAAGAAGCUCAACAACUUUGGCUCCCCUAAAAAAACCCAACUUUUCUGCCCUGCACCCUUAAAAAACGGGCCUUCCUCCUCUUCCUUCCCCAAAAAACAACUUUUCUUCCUAAAAAAAGCUCAGCAACUUUGGCCUGAACCCCCAAAAAGGGGGUAGAUCACUGCCAGUUUUUAACUCUGUGAAUAGAUCGCACUCAUGGGAGUUGGCCACCCCUGUUCUAAAUAAAGUGCUCUGUGCCUGUCAUCUAGGGUACCAGCCAGGUCCAUAACAAAUUAUGCAGCUAACCCAGUUUAUUUUUCUGCUAUCUUCCCACUUCUCUUGCCUGAUACUUCUCUUGCCUGAUACUUCCCACUUCUCUUGCCUGGUUCUAAAACGUGUUUCGGAAGCCGGAGAUGAGGGCACCUCUCUGAUAGCCAGCCUUAAACACUUGCCACAAAUGAACCUUCCUGCUCAUUCUGCUGAGGCGUCUGCUCCAAGCCUCUUCCAGAGCUGCUGAUGGUACAGGGCUGGGGUUGAGGAAGGUAGGGAAUGACGCAUGCAUGUGUAGCAUGUAACUGGCAGGACUGCAGCCUCUCCUGCCAUGCAGGGCCACGCCUACUCUGGUCCCACAAGGACGGCAGGCAAAGGGCCAGUUGAAGGCCAAAGCCCCCUGAAGGGCUGCAGGCAGUCUUCCCCCCGUCUCAUGUGCAGACAUGCCUUUGAUGCCUCUGUGGCCUGUAGGUAGAAUCUGCUGCCUUGGUGUGUCUCCAACUGGAGCAACUGCCCUUCCAUGGCAGCCAGGCGCCCUGAAGGUGCCAGGAAGAGGCUCCUGGCAUGGUUCUAGCCAGCCUCGCAUGCCUUGGUGAUUGUACCAGAGAGACACAGGACCCUUAGUAAACAGCCACCAGCCGAGCGGCGGGGAUGCUUCAGGGCAGGGCGAGUCGAGUUGCAGGCAGGCCUCAGCCAGCACCAAAGUUUGUCAGCAAUGUCUAGGCAACACGAUGACCAUGUACAUACGCAAUAGACAAUCUUUAUAGAAUUCCUUCAAACCAUAACAAGUACAAAAUGAAAUCUUUCGUCUCAAAGUCUCUGAAAAUCUUUAAAUGAAGCGAGGUACCAGACAGUGAUUCUGGACAUUGACUACUGUUUCGUAGAAUUCUUCGUCAGCGUGGUGGGAGGAUAUAGAAUUGCAUUCUACAUUAUUACAUGAGCACUGUUCCACAGCAUUUGAUAUUUUCGUUUACAUACAUUCAUUCGAAAUAAGAUGGGUUUAUGAAGCAAUUCUAUAUCCUCCACCACGCGGACAAAGAAUUCUACAAAACAGUAGUCAAUAUCCGGAAUCACUGUCCAGCGUUGGGCAUCAUAUUCGCUGAAUACACAAAGCUUCACAGCUUGUCUUUCAUCGUACAAAGUCUGGUACCUCGCUUCAUUUAAAGAUUUUCAGAGACUUUGAGACGAAAGAUUUCAUUUUGUACUUGUUAUGGUUUGAAGGAAUUCUAUAAAGAUUGUCUAUUACGUAUGUACAUGGUCAUCAUGUUGCCUAGACAUUGCUGACGUUCUCUUUGCAACACGGGGGUUUGUUUGGUUACUUAUUGAGGCACCAAAGUUUGAGCAGCAUCAGCGGUGGAAAUAACCGUGAGGGGCAAGCUCAGGGAGGAGGAGAUGUGAGAAAGAGGCUUCUCCCUUUUGGGAACAGAGACCCCAGGCGAGGAACGGAGCGAGGCUGCGGUGGAACAGCGAGCUUGCUCUAAGCAGCAUCAAUAACUUGCUUUAUUCUUGGGCUGUGGGGGAAAGGACGGGCGCCUGGUGGCUGCGACGCCUCUUGCAGACGGACAUUGCUAUUUGAGCAUUUUGUGGCUGCCCGCUGGACGAUUACUGGGGCGCCAUUUGCGCUCCUUCCCCCACAGGGCUUUGAGCUUGUGGUAAUAGACCUGGCAGCUGAAGCCCUCCCGGGCACCACGUUUGAUGUGGGCCUUGAGUGAGCGCAAAGUUGGAAACAUUCGGCAGCAGGCCACACAUUGGCACCCAUGCGGGGGCCGCCACUUGGAAGCCAAGAGGAUGUCCUGGGAAGUGAUGCAGUCCGUGGCUUUCCUGCUGCUGCUCCUCUCUUGGGGAUAUGUUUUCUCCAGGGAGCCGGACGAAGAGGAGCCACUGUCCACGUUGUCUCCGGCAGGCCCAGUGUCGGCUGGGACUUCUAGGCUGUUGCCUCCCAGUGUCCCUGGGAAACCACAGGAGUCAGUUUGGCUGUCUUGGUCCAUGCACACAAAGUAGCUGUAGGGGGAAUACCAGGGGCGGUAGAUGGUGCAGUUCUGCUGCGGUGGCUCCCCACUCUGCAGUUCCGCAAGGAGGCAGUCUGGCACAAGAAAAGGGGGAAUGAGCCUUGUGACUUUCUCAGACCUGGCCAGCACCGUGUGAUGGUUGGUGUGGUAAGCUAAAAGGUAAAGGCAAUGGUGGAGCAAGCCAAUCAGGCGCCUGGGGUGGCGUCUGUGCCCUGCGCCCAGGAGCGGCGCCUGCCACCCGUGGGGCAGGGGCAGCCGGGGCCGGACGCUCCGCAAGGCCUCCAAGGAAUCUGCCUUCCUUCUCCCACUCAGCUGCCCUACAGCUGAAGGUGAGGCGGCGGGUAGGCCAUUUAUGGCAGUGCGGAGCCUGUGGGCGUGAGUGCCGCCUGGCAUUUUGUCACCCCCUUGGUGGUGGCACCUGGGGUGACCUGCCCCCACCGCUCCCUCUUCCUCCGUCCCUAGGUAAAGGACCCCUGGAAGGUUAAGUCGAGCGAAAGGCAACUAUGAGGUUGCGGCGCUCAUCUCGCUUUCAGGCUGAGGUAGCCAGCGUUUGUCCACUGGCAGUUUUCCGGGUCAUGUGGCCAGCAGGACUAAACCGCUUCUGGCGCAAUGGGACACUGUGACGGAAACCAGAGCGCACGGAAACGCUGUUUACCUUCCCGCCACAGAAGUACCUAUUUAUCUACGUGCACUGGCAUGCUUUCAAACUGCUAGGUUGGCAGGAGCUGGGACUGAGCAACAGGAGCUCACCCCGUCACAGGGAUUCGAACCGCUGACAUUCCGAUCAGCAGGCCCAAGAGGCUCGGUGGCUUAGACCACAGCGCCACCCGCUUCCCAUGCAUUCCUAUACUACCACAAACUAGGUUACUCCUCAUCCUUCUACCCCAUUUCACAUUUCAUUCAGAAAACAUUUGCUUCUGUUCAAACUGUUCCGGGGGUACCUUUCUCCCACCACUCCCCCCUCCCCCCCCAGCUCACCUGGCAAGCUGCUUUUGUGCACGGGGCAUGUUAAGUCAGGUACACUCUUCAGGGCAAAGCUGGGGAGACGUGGCCCAGAGAUUGUCAAGAGGGAAAAAUUUUCCAUGUCCUCUCAGACACUCCUUCACUAAAAGGGCCCAUUUGUGGUGCAAAGCUUUCUCCGGGCAAAGGACCAGGUAGCCAGCUGGCCUUGUGACAUCAUCUCCUGACCUAACAAACAGCGACUGCUGGCACCUGGGCCUGACUUUGUAGAGGCUGCCGGCUGGCAAGGGCAAGUUGUGGGGGAAGCCUUUCUAUGUGGGUCUCAUGCUGACUCCUCCUCGAGGGGAGAGAUGUGUAGGGCAGGCUACACAGGUGCAAUCGAAAGUGGUUCGGUGUCCUUUGCGAGGUAUCUCAGCCCCAUCGUCCUAAUUUACCGCCUCUAACGAGAAAGGCAGCAAUCGGUGGAUUAAAAUGAGACACAGGCUCUCAGCUCAGGCUCGGGAAACAAAAGCAGAGGAGGGUAAGGCAGGAGGAUUUGCCAGGAAAAUCUCAGCUAAAGAGAUGCCUUGCGAUAAUUUUUUUAAUGAAGUGAUUGAAGUGGCUUAAUCGCAGAUGAGAAGAGUAUUAUAAAAACAAUAUGGUAUAAUCAGGGAGAAGGGGAAGGAGGCAAAAACUGAGGUAAAAAUAUUUGGCUUGGCAAGUAGAUUUAAGUCAGAAUGUGGAAGGAGAGGGAAAAAGUGGAGAAAUAGAGAAGAGACACUUAAAAGAUAAUGAGGGCUUGAAGCAGACCUGAAACAAAAAAGGGAGUCAAAGGGAAGUGGAGAAACGUGAUCACAAUGACAUGCGCUCUAAAGGAGACCAUUGGCCAAAUUUUGAAUAGGAGUAAGCAAAAGAGGGAAACGGUCAAGGGUGAGGUGUGAGACAGUUCAAGAGAGUUUGAGAAAACUCAUGAAGAGGGGAAAGAAACGAUGGAAGAAGGGUAAUGGGAAAUAUUUCCAUCUGGAGAGAUGGAAACCAACAUGCCGAAAUGGAAUGAGGGUAAUAAGUGCCAAAACACAACCAGCCGAGUGAACUGAAAAGGGAAGAGGAAAUUAGCCAAAUGGAAAGAGAAAAGGGCGAGUAAAUGAAUCGCUAGUGAAGAGUAGAUUAAAGCAGCCUUAAAUGGAGUAAAUUGCCGUUGGCACCCAUUUGUCUCGAGAGACAAUGGAGUGCACCUCUGGGGGGUGAAGUCAAACCACUGUUAGCAGCACCAAAGUGGUCUCUCCAGGGCGCAAGCCUGGGCAGUUGUAUGUUAAAGUCCUGGGAUGCCCAGACAACAAGACCUAUCUCUUGGCCUCACCAAUGCAUAGCUGUCAAGUUACAGAUUUGAAAAUAAGGGACCAGCAGCCUCGAAAAGAAGGGAUCAGCAGCCAAAAUAAGGGAUUUUGGCUUAGCUUAUGCAUAAAUCCGCCACUCAUGGAUCCAUGCUGCUUUUGCUGCCACUGACUGUGUUUUACAUGGGGUUGGACUAGAUGAUCCUAAGGGUCUACAACUCCAACCAAAGAAGAGGGGCAGACAAAACUGAUGAACGACGUCGAGAUGGCAAAGCUUCCAGGCAGAAUUAGAAACCAGGAAGAGGACCUCUUUAAUAAAGAAUGGGGAAAGUUUAUAAUUUAGUUGAAAAGCUGUUGUAAAGAGUUACAUACAUUAGUAGGGUUGACAGAAAACUUGUAGUAAAAAUUUGAACUAUGGAUGGACAAAUGAUUUAUAAAAAUAGAGUCAUGAAAGGGAUGCAGAGGGGGAAAUCACUACAUUAAGAUGCUGCACUGGUUGGAGGGUAUGCUAAGCAGCACGUCGGGGCUGCCGUCGUCCUGGCGCGAGGAGUUCCAUCAGCCCUUCCCCGCCCGAGAGAGAGGGAGGAAGGGAGGGAGAGAGACUCUCGCCCACACCGCCUGCGAGCUGGCAUGAGGCGGUUGCGGCGGCGCCGUGGCCACUGAAGCACCGCCCUUCUGUGUCCCUCCCCAUCCCCUCUUCUUCCUCCUCCCUCAGGCCACCGCUGCCGCCUCCGGCUUCCCCUGGCAGCGCGGUGGAAGUCUCGCAAGAGAGGGGCUGCCUGCCCGCCUGCCGCCACCUGUCUCCUCACGACGCGCCCCUGAGGGGGAAAAGGGAGAGACAGAGAUGCGGCAGCUCGUGCACGCUCUCUCUCUCUCGCUCUCUUGAGGCGGAGGACCCCGAGCCGCUGCUUCCCUCCCGAGCCGGGCGAGCAUGAAACCCGGGAAAUUUAAGGGACAUUAUCAAUCUGGGACAGCAGCGGGAAACGGCACUGGGAUAAGGGAGUUUCCCGCCAAAUAAGGGACGCUUGACAGCUAUGCACCAAUGGGGUCCAAAGGAAAGCAGAGAUUUAUAAGCCUGCUUCUUAAGGAAGCAGGAAACAGGAAAGCCUGUGUACCAGAAGUGUCCUAGGACAUAAAACUGGGAAAGUCGGUAUGGGCUUUUUAAUUAGCUGAACAGAGUUUCUGCCCUUUGGGGAACUUGGUUUCUUAAAUGCACACCUUCCCCUUCCUUGUGUCCCUGGUGAGAAAAGCCAAUCAUGGCUUUCUUCCUUUGGCAACUGAGACAGCAAUGGCCAUUUCUAGACUGGGAGAGCCUCGCCACGGCCAUCCACGCAGUGAUAAUCUCCAUGUUGGAUCGCUGCAGCCUGCUCUAUCUGGGGCCCAUAAAAGCUGCAGUUGGUGAAAAAUACAGCGAUGUGGCUGCUCACUGGGCCAGAAUAUUAUGAUCACGUUAUAUGUCUUGCUGAAAAAAUUGCACCGGCUUCCAAUUAGCUUCCGGCUCAGUUCAAAGGGCUGGUGUUAGUUAUAGGCUCUUGAGACCAGUAUAGCUUAAAGUUGUCUCACCCCUGAUAACUGUGUUCCUCAAGACAAGGCCUCCUGCAGAUACCAGUUCACUAGGAGUCCAUCCCAUGCCGCGUUAGAAUUGGGAUUCUCUCUUACGCUGUGUUUCAGGCAACCACCAUCUUGGUUAUCAUUUCGGCGUCUAUUAAAUAACUCGCUUUUCUUUUUCCUUUUUAAAAAUAAUUUUAAUCUAAUUUUCAAUUACAAUCCAAUAAUAGCCUCAUUAUAACAAUACCAAAUUAUAAUACAAUUACUAAUACCAAUCAUUCAGGUACCAAAUUAUAUCAUUUAGGUCGCCCCCACGUGCUAGAUAUGAUGGUUUGAUGAUUUUAUUUAUUUCUGCGUUCCAAAAUCUUAUUAAUUUCAAUUGCACUCCAGUCAAAAUAAUCCCUUAUACAAUACCUAUGAUAUUAACAACAUCAAUUCAUAUUGACACAUUAAGUGGUUUAUAAAAACUACAAGUGAGGCAGUCAGACUAUAUCCUUGUUCUACUGGUGUGUGGCAAUUAUUCUGUCCGUGCUGUUUCUUCCUGUCCUUGUAAAAUACUAACCGUAUUUUUCGCUCCAUAAGACGCACCUGACCAUAAGACGCACCUAGUUUUUAGAGAAGGAAAACAAGAAAAAAAAUACUCUGAACGAAACAGUGGGUGUAUGAUUUUUGUGGUUCAUUCUAUGGCCACAGAAAUGUGAUUUGAUGGUGAGUUUGGGGUAGCCCAGUGCAAAAAUCCUGAGAAUACAUGUGGAUCCGUGCUUUGCAACCACAUUUUGGCGCCAUUGCAGCCCCAGGAAACAGUGGGUGCGUGAUUUUUUUGGUGCAGGCUGUAGCCAUGGACAAGCUAUGUGAUCUGAGGGUGAAUUUGGGGUGACCCAAUGUAAAAAUCCUGAGGAUCCAUGGGCUUUUACCUCCCCCCUCCCAGGCAGCCUCCUUUAUCGCUAGCGUCCCUUAUCUCUCUCCUGAUCCCACCGAUCAGCUGCUUCCUUUCAACACUCCCUUCCCUUUUGUUUGCCUUAGUGUCUUUUCCUUAGCUGGAGCAGUUUUUUGCUCCUCCUUUUCUUCUAAUUUCUCUCCUCAUUGAUUUAGUCUUCCUGUCCUCUCCUUGCAAGUAUGCUGUCUUUACCUCCCCACUCCCAGGCAGCCUCCUUUAUUGCUAGCGUCUCUUAUCUCGCUUCUGAUCGCUUGUGAUCAGCCGCUUUGUUUCAACACCCACGUCCCUCUUUCAAAAAAAAAAAAAAAGCAUGAUCUGCUUUUCACCCCUGUGCUCCAGGGACCACACAUUCGCUCCAUAAGACGCACAGACAUUUCCCCUUACUUUUUAGGAAGAAAAAAUGCAUCUUAUGGAGCGAAAAAUACGGGUUGUCUACCUUUUCCUGGUUGUUGCUGUUCUCCAUCAUGCCUUGGGCGGAGCUAAUAUCCCAUUUUUGUUUCAGAAAUUCUCCAUUGCUCUAUCGCGUACUUCAUUGCUUUGCAACUUUAACAGCGGCUGCAAAACUCCCACUGUCCCAAUAAAUAACUUGCUUUUGCCAUCUUUUCCUCUCAGACUGGGAAGGAGAGUGAUUUGAAGAACUCGCUUUUCCAACAAGCCUCUCAACGGAAGAUUUUCAUCCCAGCUUGUGUUUAUAUUGGACUUGAAGUUGUUUUAAAAUAUGCUUUGGUUAUUGAUGCACAUAGAUUAAAUCGCCUUGUGUUCUAUGGGAAGAAAUUCAUUCAUUAAACAGAUAACAAAUGCACAUGAAAAACAAUUGGUCAGGCUAGGCUGGGUGAAGAGGGAUUUUCCUGGCAACUGUCCCACUCACACGGGUGCCAUUUUGUUUCUUUUCUAGUUGACCAAAAUACGUUUGAGAAUUCAAACACUACCGCUGCAACAAAGCUGCCGGCUGCCAAAUCGGUCUCCCUUCACCCCAGAUCCUCCCCCUGUGUGAGCCCUCGAGGCCCCCCCGAGUGGGUAGGGGGCAGCCAGCACUUGAAGAACCUGAGCAAGACGGUGGGUGCGAAAGUCAACGACUUGCUACGCAGGAAAGAGACCAGCAACCACAGCAGCUUUGGGGUAACCGAAGUGAAUGAGCGUGCUGGGGCCGCCCUCUCCUGUGGGGAAGGACCGGACCAGGAGGAAUGGUAAGUGGGCAUAAUAAUAAUAAUAAUAAUAAUAAUAAUUUAUUUGUACCCCGCCCAUCUGGCUGGGUUUCCCCAGCCACUCUGGGCGGCUUCCACAAAGACCAAAAAUACACUAAGAUGUCACACAUUAAAAACUUCCCUGAACAGGGCUGCCUUCAGAUGUCUUCUGAAUGUCAGGUAGUUGUUUAUCUCUUUGGCAUCUGGUGGGAGGGCGUUCCACAGAGCGGGUGCCACUACCGAGAAGGCCCUCUGCCUGGUUCCCUGUAACCUCACUUCUCGCAAUGAGGGAACCGCCAGAAGGCCCUCGGCGCUGGACCUCAGCAUCCGGGCAGAACGAUGGGGGUGGAGACGCUCCUUCAGGUAUACUGGGCCGAGGCCGUUUAGGGCUUUAAAGGUCAACACUAACACUUUGAACUGUGCUCGGAAAUGUAGGUCUUUCAAGACCGGUGUUAUGUGGUCUCGGCAGCCACCCCCCGUCACCAGUCUAGCUGCCGCAUUCUGGAUUAGUUGUCGUUUCCGGGUCACCUUCAAAGGUAGCCCCACGUAGAGCUCCAGAGCCAUUAGUGGUCACUACUGUUUGCAGCUUCUGCAGGUCACUGAUAUAGGAAUUUAGGACUUUACCUGAGGCCCCCCUCCCCCACUGCCAGAGGACGCAGGUGGCGCUGUGCUCUAAACCACCUGAGCUCAGAGCCUGAGCUCAGAGCCUGUGUCUCAUUUUAAUCCACCGAUUGCUGCCUUUCUCGUUAGAGGCGGUAAAUUAGGACGAUGGGGCUGAGAUACCUCGCAAAGGACACCGAACCACUUUCGAUUGCAUCUGUGUAGCCUGUCCUACACAUCUCUCCCCUCGAGGAGGAGUCAGCAUGAGACCCACAUAGAAAGGCUUCCCCCACAACUUGCCCUUGCCAGCCGGCAGCCUCUACAAAGUCAGGCCCAGGUGCCGGCAGUCGCUGUUUGUUAGGUCAGGAGAUGAUGUCACAAGGCCAGCUGGCUACCUGGUCCUUUGCCCGGAGAAAGCUUUGCACCACAAAUGGGCCCUUUUAGUGAAGGAGUGUCUGAGAGGACAUGGAAAAUUUUUCCCUCUUGACAAUCUCUGGGCCACGUCUCCCCAGCUUUGCCCUGAAGAGUGUACCUGACUUAACAUGCCCCGUGCACAAAAGCAGCUUGGCAGGUGAGCUGGGGGGAGGGGGGAGUGCUGGGAAAAGGUACCCCCGGAACAGUUUGAACAGAAGCAAAUGUUUUCUGAAUGAAAUGUGAAAUGGGGUAGAAGGAUGAGGAGGAACCUAGCCUGUGGUAGUAUAGGAAUGCAUGGGACGCGGGUGGCGCUGUGGUCUAAACCACUGAGCCUCUUGGGCCUGCCAAUCGGAAGGUCGGCGGCUUGAAUCCCCAUGACGGGGUGAGCUCCCGUUGCUCUGUCCCAGCUCCUGCCAACCUAGCAGUUUGAAAGCACGCCAGCGUAAGUAGAUAAAUAGGUACUUCUGUGGUGGGAAGGUAAACGGCAUUUCUGUGCGCUCUGGUUUCUGUCACGGUGUCCCAUUGUGCCAGAAGCAGUUUAGUCCUGCUGGACACUUGGCCCGGAAAGCUGCCAGUGGACAAACGCCGGCUCCCUUAGCCUGAAAGCGAGAUGAACGCCACAACCCCAUAGUUGCCUUUGACUGGACUUAACUGUCCAGGACAGGCAUAGGCCAACUCGGCCCUCCAGAUGUUUUGGGACUACAGUUCCUAUCAUCCCUAGCUAACAGGACCAGUGGUCAGGGAUGAUGGGAACUGUAGUCUCCAAACAUCUGGAAGGGAGAGUUGGCCUAUGCCUGGUCCAGGGGUACCUUUACCUUUUUGCUGCCAGAGGACUCUUGGCUGCACUGGGGCUGGAGUUGGAAUCGUCACAACAUCUGAACUCCCAAAACUCACAACCCCCAGGGGCUCACACCUUUCAGAGGUUUAAGUCCCAGGACAUACAGCUAACAGGUCAUGAAAGUUGUACUAGGCCAUUUUGCCCAUCGCUACACUUGAUUUAGGGACGCAGGUGGCGCUGUGGGUUAAACCACAGAGCCUAGGGCUUGCCGAUCAGAAGGUCGACAGUUGGCUCCUGUUGCUCUGGGUGAUCUCCCGUUGCUCGGUCCCUGCUCCUGCCAACCUAGCAGUUCGAAAGCAUGUCAAAGUGCAAGUAGAUAAAUAGGUACCACUCCGGCGGGAAGGUAAACGGCGUUUCCAUGCGCUGCUCUGGUUCGCUAGAAGCGGCUUAGUCUUGCUGGCCACAUGACCCGGAAGCUGUACGCCGGCUCCCUUGGCCAAUAAAGUGAGAUGAGUGCCGCAACCCCAGAGUCGGCCACAACUGGACCUAAUGGUCAGGGGUCCCUUUAGCUUUACACUUGAUUUACUUGUGUAACGGAAAGCAGUGCACCACAAUAGGUAGGCGGAAGAUGGGACAGGACUCUCCACCAGAUCAGCCCUGGGGUCAAAGAACUAAGGACCUGCGCUCUUAGGAGGUGUAUUCCCUCGAAUAGCUGGAAGAAUUUGUGCCACUUUUUAAGCUGUGCUGCCCUGGUAGGCGAAGUGCUGAGAGCACUUUGCUGUCUUCUGCGUGCUACACAUUCUAGCUUUGGUCGAAACGGAAGCCAUUAGCUCUUUCCAUCUUGUGUCUUAGAAAGAAGCUGGCGACACGAAGAGCUGUGAGCCAUGAUUGUUUUCAAGCCACACUUUUCAAAGGAUUCGGUAAUGCACCGUUCUCAUUGAGUGCCUCCCUUAACCAUUUCUUCUUAUGCUUGUAGGCAGGCUCCCGUCGAUGCCAUUCCGCGGCUCAAUCCACCCCCAGAGAUUGCCAAGAAGCGUACCCCAAGAGCUCUGAAGACCACCCAAGAUAUGUUGAUUGCCUCCCAGCCAUUGGUAGGUAGUGCCAAGGCUUCUUUACCCGAGGGAAGCCAGGAACAUGCAUGCCAGCCUUCCAGGAGAGAGGCAGCGCGGAGCGAAAUGGGUUUGUUGACGCAGGAGGAGGUUGGGACCAGCCACAGCCGGGCCUGUGGAGUGCCUGAUCUCAUCUAUAAGGAGAAUUUGGAGCCUAAACUAAACACUGCUUACAGGAUACCUCCCUCCCCAGAAAAUGUGGCACUCAGUUUGAGUGCGGACAAGAUCCCUCCCGAAUGCCAGUUCGAGAGCAACGUGGGCCCCUCAACGGCGGAGACGUCCACCCUGGAAGCUGAAGGUCACAGUCCAGAUUUGCUGUCGUUUGAGUAGAAUCAUCUCAGCUGCUCCCGUUUCAUAGCAAGACUGUCCCUGCUUCGGCUGCUCCUUUCUAACAUUUCUUGAGCCUGCUGGCGGAACGGACCCCACAUCACCAGAGGACAGCUCCAGUCGGGUAAAGUUGUGGGCAGGAGGUCGAGAAAGGCAGGUGUCCUUUCCAGCACCCAGAAAUGUUUGCAUUUGGUGUGGGAAGCCAGCCAUUGGGGGCUCUGGGCUGCUCUGCUAACCAGUGGAGUAUCUGUGGACCCUCCUGAGCAAACAUCACCUCCGUUGGGGUGUUGGGAAUGCUGAAACUGCACAACCAGAACGAGAAUCACUUCCCUCCAGAGACCGGUCCUUGUGAGCAAAACUGGAAAGUGCUGUUGUUUAGCUGUUGUCCGGCUGUUUUACCGUAGCGCUGUGCCUUCCUCAUGCCAGUUCUGCCACCCGGGACUCGGAUCCCUACAGCUGUCUAUAUUCAUCGGAGCUUCACGGUGGCUGGUGAGCAAUUCAGAGUCAAAUCACCGCUGUGCCGGUAGCCUUGCCAGUCACUAGCCUUGCCACCUAGGAGUCUGCUGUCAUGAAGGAUCUUGCAUCUCGUGCCGAACUUCUGCAUAAGGAAGCACUUUAAGCCAGCUUCAUUGACGAAUCCCUUAAAACCUCAUGGCGAGAAGCAAAAGGAUCUUCUGCUUACAGCCACUCUCACAGUCUUGUUCCUGUUACUCCUCUGCUCAGACCAAGACCUACCUACCUUCCUUCUUCUAUUUGAGCUGCGUUUGACUCCAACAGGCCUUCUAAUAAAACUCUUCUUUCUGGAAUUCCUGGCAGAGUCCUAUUUAUUCAGGUGACCAGGGACCUUAAUCUCUCUUGCCAAGUUGAUCUUCUCGUUAAGCACACAAGAUUCCUAGACCUUGUGGGGGGGAAAUCCUUGAGGAUUCUGCUCAAGAGCUGCCUGUCCUGUCCGUGUCUUCCAGGAAUACAGUCUUUGCUGCUUCUAUCUCCCUUAGGAGUGUGUACCUCAUCGUCUUUCUAGAAGUCUUGAGUCCUGGCCUUAACCUUUUCCUCCCCCCUUUGCUGUCCAGACUCAGCACUGGGUGUUUUCAAGCCAAAGAGAGAGCAAUGAGCAGCUUGUACUGAAAUCAAUGUGCUCUCUGUCAUCUUCUGGUUUUGCCUUUACCCUUCCUCUCACUUUACCUCAGGAUAUGAAGAUGGCAAGAGCCCCUUCCAUCUGACUUGCACUACAGAUGCCCGGCUACAUUUCAGAUGGAUAGCAAGCAUAUUCGGCAAUGCUAUUUGCAAAUGCCAAUCAAAUGGCUUUAACUCCGUUGUGCAUGAAGAGCUGAUGAAACACCACAGCUGCAUCACCACAGAUGCUCAUAUGAUUUCCAAACAGUCUCAGGCCACCAGACAUUCUGGACAAGGGAGUUCCACCUCGCUGGUGAAUUUUCACAUACCUGGUUACAUCAUUUGUCUUUUAUACAAGCAUUUGAAAUUCAGCGAACCUUCCUAUAUAUCGCCAAAGUGUUUAUGUUACUUAGCAAGUUUUAUAUACCACUUAAUCAGAAAAAAAACAAUCUCUUAACGGUUUACAUAAAAUGGUACAAAAUGUUAAACGAGAUACUUGGAUUUCAAUGUGCAAUUUUUAAUUAACAUUGGUAAGGCUCUCCCCCCCCUUUUUUUUAAUCUCUCAAUUUUGCUGGAUUUGAAGUGAGAAAUUCCACAAGUUGUCAGUUACGACUGCACGGUAUAUCAAAUGCUGUAAGAAGAAUUAUACACACAGAGAGAGAAAGAUUAGGUGUGUGCCUAAGAGUCAAGACAAAUUCCUGAUCUGAAUCAAGCUGAUUUGGAUAAAUUCAGGAGAUGUCUGAGCCAAACUGGGCUCCCUCUAAAAUGUUCCAAUCCAAAUUAAAUCCCCUCAAAACCUUGUGCACAUUAAUCCAGAGAUUUGGAGGCAGAGACAGAGAGACAGGCAGUGUAUCUGCAAAAACUGCAACAUUUAUUCCCAAGUUUGCUUUUAUCAGGAAAACACAAGGGUGGAAAAUGUGGGGCCGUAGUUUUGUGAUGGACAGCUUUCACUUUUAACUGGGGAAUCUUUCCCAGGGUUCUCCUUUCUUCCUUCCCGUCGCAGUGCUUUUGGGAGGGAUGCAGAUACAACUUGUCAGAGGCUGAUCCUGUGCUUUCAGUGAAUUUUUGGCUACAUGUUUGUGGCAGCAGCAGCAGCACAUAGUGUUCCCAAGGAUGCUCAAGGCCCAUCACAAAUGGGGAGCUGCCUGUCUCCACUGCUGCGCUUUCUGUGGUUGGCUGUUGCUGGCACCAACGCCCCUGGCAGCGCAUGGAGUUCCACAGGGUCCCCACAAACUGAAUCAAGCUGUGCCAGCUCCCCUGUUGCCUGGCAGCGAAGGGCACGGCACCCCUUCCUGCUUAAGGCAACUUAAUAACAGAGGACCACGGGUGCCAGGGAUGAAACACUUUAAAGUUUCUUUCUGCAGUGUUUUCAGCUGAGCAGGAAAACUAAAAAGCACCCUAAAAGUUUUUUCAUUCAUUUUUACAGCCAUUCUCCUUCAGUUUGGCUGCCUUCUUUACUGUAUAUGGAUAUAAAUUGCCCACAAAACCACAGAAGGGAGAAGGAAGUAAAUCCCUUUGCAGUGCCCACCCACCCCCCUUUAACAUACCUAGCAGAAAAAAUCCCUGCACCCGUCCAUCUGAAAUUUUCCAGGUUUCUUACCAAAAGCACUUCUCUGUUUUCAUACAAACUGACCCCAGAAUAGGGGAGGUUAAGUUACACCUUUUAAAAACUACCCUCAGACUUGCAGAAUAAGCCACCCUUCUCAAAUUUGUUGGCAAUUAUCUUCUCGGAAGGGACUUCUAGGCCUGGAAAUUUCAUCCAGAAAAGUUUAUUAAAAUAAUAAUAAUAAGCCAAUGUAUCAAAGAUGCCCAACAGACACAAAAAAUCUCCAGUUAUUUAUCUGGAAUCCUUGGCCCAACAGCUGAUCCUGCAAUACUCCCUGAAGGUUAUGAAAGGUUAUGGGAUGCGGGUGGCGCUGUGGUCUAAACCACCGAACCUCUUGGGCAUGGGUAGGCAAACUAAAGCCCGGGGGCCAGAUCCGGCCCAAUCGCCUUCUAAAUCCGGCCUGCGGGCGGUCCGGGAAUCAGCAUGUUUUUAUAUGAGUAGAAUGUGUCCUUUUCUUUAAAAUGCAUCUCUGGGUUAUUUGUGGGGCAUAGGAAUUCAUUCAUAUUUUUUUCCCAAAAUAUAGUCCAGUGCCCCACAAGGUCUGAGGGACAGUGGACUGGCCCCCUGCUGAAAAAAAUUGCUGACCCCUGCUCUUGGGCUUGCUGAUCGGAAGGUCAGCAGUUCGAAUCCCCGCAAUGGAGAGAGCUCCUGUUGCUCUGUUCCAGCUCCUGCCAACCUAGCAGUUCGAAAGCACACCAGUGCAAGUAGAUAAAUAGGUAUCACUGCAGCAGGAAGGUAAACGGCGUUUCCAUGCAUUCUGGCUUCCAUUACAAUGUUCUGUUGCGCCAGAAGCCGUUUAGUCCUGCUGGCCACAUGACCUGGAAAGUUGUCUGUGAGCCAACGCCAGCUCCCUCUGCCUGAAAGCAAGAUAAGUGCCACAACCCCAUAGUCACUUUGGACUGGACUUAACCAUCCAGGGGUCCUGUACCUUUUUUUUAACCUAUGAAAGGAACCAUGAUGGGACUAGGAAGCAACACUGCAAGCUUGCUGUCAGAUACCAGCUACUGAAGUAAAAUAUUACUGAGCAUGAACUAUGCACAUCAGAUAUUUAGAGAAUAUUCUCUAUUAACAUUUGUAAAUAAUAAUUAUCAGAAUUUUUGGAAGCAACACUCUUAGGACAGGCAGAAAUUCAGCAGAUGAUGUUUUCCCCAUCGUUGCUACUGAAUUCUUAUUACCUGUCUCUUAAGACAUAGUGCCUCUUUUAAGAAACAAAAAACCCAAAACCUAUUCACGUGAAGAGUUAAGACACAACUAAAUCAUUGCGCUGAAGCACACCAACUCUUUAUAGGACUGGACUGUGAUCCAUCCAGCUCCUCUGAGCGAAUUGUAAUUCUGGGGAAUAGGUCUACUCAGAUUGAAGUUUGCGUGUGAGCAGUUUGGGCACGUAUGGGUUUAGGUACAGUUAAAGAAACAUGGUUAAACAUUGUGCAGCGUUCCCUUGCGCAUAUGUUCUCAGAAGUAAAGUCCCCGGUGGUGUUCAUUGGGGGCCUACUCACAAACAAGUGUGCACAGAACUGCAGCCUCAUUUUCCUGAGAAAAGAAUUACCUGGGGAAAGUAUGAAAGUCAAAUCAACUCCUGUUGAAGCGUAUUCAUUCUUCAGAUGUCUUAAUGUUGUCACUCAGAUACCUGUUUCGGAUCUGUAUGUGUUUAUGCGUAUGUCCUAUAUAAAAUUAUAAUGUAUUUUGUACUGAUAUGUAGAAAUUGAAGAAAGAAAUCUUCAUCACUUUUUAAUGAAGGAGAAUCUGCAAAAGCACUAGUAUUUGAAAAUCACAGGUUUCGCAAGAAAAAUGAUAGUGAUCUUUAAACUCUGUAAUCUAAAUGUGUUCUGGUGUGGGCAGUUCACAUUGCACAAUAAAGUCUUUUCACCUUA